CCAGCCUUGCCUCGGGUGUAGGGAUUGCAAGGAGAAAAACAGAACUACACAGCUAAGACACUGUGUGGUUUUGUUUUUGGGAGGAUAUUUCGGAGGCUCAAACGUUCUCACCUGGGAUUUUCUGGAAACAUUUUUGGAUAAGGAGAUAGUUGCUGAGACUAUAGCCAUCUGGGCACUGUCCCAUCAGUUCAAGGCACCCUUGUGGAUACAAGGUGCUGUCCACAAUGUCUACACAGGCGCCAACAUUUACACAGCCGCUGCAGAGCGUUGUGGCACUAGAGGGUAGUGCUGCAACGUUCGAGGCUCAAGUUAGUGGUACUCCAGUUCCUGAGGUGAGCUGGUUCCGUGAUGGCCAGGUUCUUUCCGCUGCCGCUCUGCCCGGCGCACAGAUCUCGUUCAGCGAUGGCCGCGCUGUUCUGAUGAUCCCUGCUGUGACAGCCGCACACAGUGGAAGAUUUUCUGUGAGAGCCACCAAUGGCGCUGGACAAGCCACUAGCACCGCUGAACUUCUUGUUACAGUGGAGACUGCACCGCCUAACUUUAUUCAGAGACUUCAGAGUUUGAGCGUAAGACAAGGAAGCCAUGUGAGGCUGGAUGUCCGUGUGACAGGAAUCCCUACACCUGUGGUAAAGUUCUACAGAGAAGGGGCUGAGAUUCAGAGUUCUGCUGACUUUCAGAUUGUUCAAGAAGGAGACCUUUAUAGUUUGUUGAUUGCCGAAGCCUUCCCAGAGGAUUCUGGAACUUACUCCGUAAAUGCUUCAAACAGCAGUGGAAGGGCUACCUCCACUGCCGAACUGCUAGUUCAGGGGGAAGAGAUAGCAGUCCCUGCAAAGAAAACAAAGACUGCUAUAUCCACUCAGAUGGUGUCCUCUCAGACUCGCCAGACUAGAGAGACCAGAAGAGUGGAGUCACAUUUCCAAGCCAGCUCUACAAUGGAAAUGCAUGUUGAAGGGGGUGUAGUGACUCAGACACUGACACACAAGACACCUCCACGUGUGCCCCCAAAGCCGACCUCAACCUCCAAGUCCCCAACACCACCAUCUCUUGCAGCCAGGGUGGCAGGGGGCCGUCAUCAGUCCCCAUCACCUGUGAGACAUGUCAAAGCCCCCACACCGGCCCCUGUCAGGUCUGCCUCUCCCACUGCUGUCUCGAGGCUGUCUGUGUCCCCAAUCAGACCAGUUAAAUCCCCACUGACCACGCGUAAACAGGCAGCCCAUGGCCCAGAUGUCCUCCCACCAUGGAAGCAGGGGGAGGGAUUUGUGUCAGAGUCCAGUUACAGCAUCACUGCUGGUUCUAGGGCCACCCAUGUCCAGACUUCUACCACCCAUGUUCACAUGGAGCAGCUCCAAGAGGGCUCUUAUGGAUUCCAAACCAGUGGUGCCGCUGUAGCUGGUGUUGCUGUAAGAGAGGGUGAGGGUGGGAAAAAAGCAGAGGCGGUGGCAAAAGUGGUUGCUGCUGUCGACCUAGCACGUGUUCGGAAGCCAAUGCAUGCAGAGGAAGGUGAAGCUGAAGAGGAAACCUUUGAAUCAGAUUUUAAAAAGCAGCAGUUGAUGCAGUCUACUACUGAGCAACAAUUCUCAAAAAGGACAGAGGCUGGCCAAAAGCAAACAACAAUUCAAACCCUUGCUCCAGAACAGAGUGUUCAUGUCACCCAGAUGCAAAGAACUAUCACUCAAGUGGAUACUGGCCUUGCACCAUCCCCAAUUCCACAUUUCACAGUUUCAAAAGUUACUGUUCCUAAACUUGAUCAUAGCUAUGAGGUUUCGAUAGCAGGUUCUGCAAUUGCCACACUGCAGAAAGAGUUAUCCUCUACCACUGCACAUGCUGCGCACAAGAUCAUCAAGCCCGUCAAGCCCCCAUCUCCUAGUCUCCACCGUAAGGUUGUGGGAGUGACACCAGAACCAACCCCGUCGCCCUUUAAAGAUAUUGCAGACAGAUACCAGAUACAUUUUGAAACUCCCUCACACCAGACACAAAUAGGCACUUCAUUUUCAGAGGGCAUGGAGCAAAUGUAUCAAGACUGGGAAACACAGGUUGUUGAAACAGCAGCUAUUCCAUCAUCAAUGGAAGAACCAACUGUGCCACCUACUCUUGUGACUGCCUUGAAGAACAUGACUGUGACUGAGGGGGAAUCUGUGACUCUGGAAUGCCAGAUCACAGGUCACCCUGCCCCUGGCAUCAUGUGGUUCAGAGAAGACUACAGAAUUGAGAGCUCCAUUGACUUCCAGAUCACCUAUGAAAGUGGAUGGGCCCGUCUUGUCAUCCGUGAGGCUUUCGCAGAAGACAGCGGUCGCUUCACUUGUACUGCUACUAGCGAGGCUGGAACAAUCAGCACAUCCUGCUACCUACUUGUCCAGGUGUCAGAGGAGAUUGAGAGCAGAGAGGAGCUGACUACUGUGUCUGGACGUGCUGAAACUACUGUAGAACAACAAAUGAUUGUUGAAGCCAAGGAGGAGACUAUUUCGGAGGUGAGUGCUGUUGCAGAAGCAGCUCCCUUCUUCGUCAAGAUGCCAACUGUACAGAAGUUGGUGGAGGGCGGAGGUGUUGUCUUUGAGUGUCAGAUCGGAGGAAGCCCCAAGCCUCACAUUAUCUGGAAGAAAAGUGGAGUGCCCCUUACUACUGGAUACAGAUAUAAAGUUCACUACAACAAGGAGAGUGGAGUGUGUAGAUUGGAGAUUUCUAUGACGUUUGCUGAUGAUGCUGGAGAGUACUCCAUCUUUGCCAAGAACACGCUUGGAGAAGCAUCUGCUUCAGCCAGUCUGCUCGAGGAAGGGGAGUACGAAGAAUACAUGAAGAAACAUGAAGUGACAUAUAAGACCGAAGUGACUACAAUGGUGCAGCAGACCGCUGUAGUGGAUGCACCGACUUUUUCUGAACUUCAGGUUAAUGUAGUUGAGGAGAGGAUCAUCCAUGAGAUUGAGGUCCGCAUCAUGCAGAUUACUUACCAACAAAUUGUGACUGAGGAUCGUGAAGUGAUGGUGACUUGUGCAGAUCACGAGGCUGUACAGUCAGCCUUUUCUACUCCAGUUAAAAACUACAGGAUCAUGGAAGGAAUGGGCGUUACUUUCCACUGCAAAAUGGCAGGAACUCCACUUCCCAAGGUGGCAUGGUACAAAGACGGCAAGCGUAUCCAUCAUGGUGGCCGUUACCAGAUGGAGUGUCUUCAGGAUGGUCGAGCCAGCCUUCGUCUCCCUGUGGUUCUGCCAGAGGAUGAGGGCGUUUACACAGCUUUGGCUAGCAACAUAAAGGGCAACUCUGUGAGCUCUGGAAAACUAUAUGUGGUGCCCACUGCAGGAGCUCAGAGUUACACGCCUGAACCACAGGCAAUGCAGAGAAUUAGGUCCCAGUCCCCAAGAUCUCUCAGUCGCUCUCCCGGACGUUCAACUAGUCGUUCUCCCGGGCGCUCUCCAGCCCGCAGGCUUGAUGAAACUGAUGAGAGUCAGCUGGAGAGACUUUACAAGCCUGUGUUUGUUCUGAAGCCACAAUCAUUCAGGUGCGCUGAAGGGCAGACCGCCAGAUUUGACCUGAAAGUAGUUGGAAGACCCAUGCCUGACACCUUCUGGUUCCACAAUGGACAACAAGUUGUGAAUGAUUACACACACAAGAUAGUGGUGAAGGAAGAUGGAACUCAGUCCCUGAUUGUGGUUCCUGCCAUGCCCCAUGAUUCUGGAGAGUGGACUGUAGUUGCUCAAAACAGAGCUGGAAGGACCUCUGUUUCCAUGACACUUGCAGUUGAUGCCAAGGAAAGCCUGGUCAGACCCCAAUUUAUUGAGAAACUGAAGAAUAUUAGUGUGAAGAAAGGCACCCUGGUUGAGCUGGCUGUCAAAGCCAUCGGAAACCCCCUGCCUGACAUUGUUUGGCUGAAAAACAGUGACAUCAUCUCUCCAAUUAAGCACCCAAAUAUCAAGAUUGAAGGAACUAAAGGAGAAGCUAAAUUCCAGAUCCCCGAAACUGUAGGCACUGAUAGUGCCUGGUACACAGCCACAGCCAUUAACAAAGCUGGAAGAGAUACCACUCGCUGCAGGGUCAACAUUGAGGUGGAAACUGCUGAACCUGAACCAGAGAGAAAACUUGUUAUUCCCAAGGGAAUUUACAAGGCCAAGGAAAUACCAGCUCCAGAAUUGGAACCCCUGCAUCUCCGUUAUGGUCAGGAGCAAUGGGAGGAAGACGACCUAUAUGACAAAGACAAGCAGCAGAAACCACAAUUCAAGAAGAAGUUGACUUCUGUACGGCUGAAGCAUUCUGGCCCGGUCCAUUUUGAAUGCAGGCUGACCCCUAUUGGGGACCCAACUAUGGUGGUUGAGUGGUUGCAUGAUGGAAAACCCCUGGCAGCUGCUAACAGAUUGCGCAUGGUUAAUGAAUUUGGCUAUUGCAGCCUUGACUAUGAAGUUGCCUAUUCUAGAGACAGUGGUGUCAUCACCUGCAGGGCCACUAACAAGUUUGGUGCCGAUCAGACCUCAGCUACACUCAUUGUAAAGGAGGAAAAGAGCAUGGUGGAGGAGUCUCAGUUACCUGAGGGCAGGAGGGGAAUACACAGAAUUGAUGAGAUGGAGCGUAUUGCUCAUGAGGGAGGUCCUUCUGGAGUCACAGUGGAAGAAGUGGAUGAGAAAACAAAGCCCGAAAUUGUCCUUCUUCCUGAGAAUGCAAAUAUACAGGAAGGUGAAACUGCAAGGUUCCGUUGCAGAGUAACCGGUUACCCUACACCUAAGGUCAAUUGGUACCUCAACGGACAGCUCAUUCGCAAGAGCAAGAGAAUGAGACUUCGCUAUGAUGGCAUUUACUACCUAGAGAUUAUUGAUAUUAAGUCAUACGAUGGAGGAGAUAUCAAAGUGGUAGCAGAAAGCCCUGAGGGCAUAGCUGAGCAUACGGUAAAGCUGGAGAUUACACAGAAAGAGGACUUCAGAUCCAUUCUUCGUCGUGCACCAGAGCCUAAAGUCCCAGAGCCUGGCACCACAGCUGAACAUGGUAGAGUUUCCUUUGAUGUAGUGAAGGUUGAAAAACCAAUUGAAACCAAAGACACCAAAGAGGUUGUGCAACUGAAGAAGACUGAAAGAGUCAUCCAUUCUAAAGCCACAGAGGAGACAGAUGAGUUGAAGGGAAAAUUUAAGCGGAGAACAGAGGAAGGUUAUUAUGAGGCCAUCACUGCUGUGGAGCUUAAGUCUCGUAAGAAGGAUGAGUCUUACGAGGAUAUGCUUAGGAAGAGGAAGGAAGAACUGCUUCACCAUCAGAAAAAAGUGACUGAGGCUGAGAAGAAAAAAGAGGAGGAACGCAAAGUCCAUGUACCCACAUUUAAACCAGAGAGAGUAAAACUAUCUCCGAGCAUGGAAGCUCCAAAGAUCAUUGAACGCAUUGCAAGCCAGACUGUGUCUCAGAUGGAAGAAGUUCACUUCAGAGUCAGAGUUACUGGUAGACCAGACCCGGAGUGCCAGUGGUUCAAGAAUGGAAUUCUGCUGGAGAAGACAGAUCGCGUGUACUCUUACUGGCCUGAAGACCAUGUGUGUGAAUUAGUCAUAAAAAAUGUGAAAGCAGAAGACUCUGCUAGCAUUAUGGUCAAAGCCAUGAACAUUGCUGGAGAGACUUCAAGCCAUGCAUUCUUAUUGGUGCAAGCAAAGACAGUCAUCACCUUCACCCAACAACUAGAAGAGACCAACGCGAAAGAGAAAGACACCAUGGCGACCUUCGAGUGUGAAACCAAUGAGCCUUUUGUCAAAGUCAAAUGGCUGAAGAACAAUGUUGAGAUUUUCUCUGGAGACAAAUACCGGAUGCAUUCAGACAGAAAGGUUCAUUUCCUAUCUGUACUGGUCAUCGACAUGAAGGAUAAUGCAGAGUACACCUGUGCUGUGGUUGAAGAUGAACACAUCAGUACAACUGCCAGACUCGUUGUUGAAGGAGCUCCACUGUCAAUGGUGAAGGGGCUGGAGAACAUUGAGGUGCCUGAAACCUACUCUGGGGAGUUUGAGUGUGAAGUGUCUCGAGAGGAUGCUGAAGGUGUAUGGUAUUUCGAGAACCAGGAGCUCACUUCCAGCAACAAGCAUGUCAUCUCUUCCCGCCGUGGGCGGCACAGUUUAUCUGUGAAAGAUGUCAAGAAAGAAGACCAGGGAAAAUAUACAUUCACCACGGGUGAAUUUAAGACGAGUGCCUCACUGAAGAUGAAAUUGCGCCCUGUGACCCUAUUGCAACCCCUCUCUGACAUAACUGUCUGUGAGGGUGACAUUAGCCAGUUAGAGGUGCGAUUCUCUCAAGAAGAUGUAGAGGGCACUUGGAUGAAGAACAGUGUUCCCAUUGAAGCCUCUGAUCGCAUUCACAUGGUUAUUGACAAGCUCAUUCAUAAACUUCUCAUAGAAGAUACAGGCAGGCUUGAUGGUGGAAUGUACUCAUUUGUAGUUCCUGCACAGGACAUUUCUACCACUGCAAAGCUUACUGUUCAAACAAUUAGCAUCAUGGCUCCACUUAAAGACAUUACGUCAGUUGAGGGGACCAAGGCUGUUAUGGAGGCUAAAAUCUCUGCCGCAGAUAUUGCCUCAGUGAAGUGGUUCCAUGAUGGAAAGCUUGUAACGCCCAGUGAGAGAAUCCAGAUUGUUCCAAAGGGAUCCAAACAGCGUCUGGUGUUCAACAGAACCUUUGCAUCUGAUGAGGGAACAUACAAGCUUUGUGUUGGCAAAGCUGACUCUAGCUGUAAACUAAUGGUUCAAAAAAUCUCCAUUUUGAAGCAAAUGGAGGAUCAGGUUUGCACAGAGACGCAGAAUGUUACCUUUAACGUGGAGGUAUCCCACCCAGGCAUUGAUGGUGUCUGGACCUUCAGGAAACAACAUCUUAAAAAUGGUUCAAAGUAUAAAAUAGUCACCAAGGGCAAGAGUCACAGCAUGACUGUCAUUAAUACCAUGAAGGAUGAAGAGGGGCAAUACACAUUUGCUGCUGGUGAACAGACAUCCAGUGCACAGCUUACUGUAUCAGGCGGUGCUAUAUCCAGACCCCUCCACGACCUCAUUGUGGCUGACUCUCAGACGGCAGAGUUUGAGUGUGAGGUGGCCAACCCGUCUGCACUGGGCAAGUGGCUGAAGGAUGGUCAUCUUUGUGACUUUGGUGAAAAUGUUAGAAGUGAAGAAGAUGGCGCUGUCAGACGUCUUGUUAUUGUCAGCACAAGACCCACUGACGUUGGUGAAUACACCUACCAGGUGGCCAACUCCAAGACCACGGCAAGCCUGAAAGUUGAGGCUGUGAAAGUCAAGAAGACGCUGAAGAACCAAACUGUGACUGAGACAAAGGAGGCUGUGUUCAGUCUGGAGCUCACCCAUGAGGAUGUAAAGGGAUCACAAUGGAUUAAGAAUGGUGUGGAAAUACAACCUAGUGAGAAAUACGAAAUUACAGUUGAUGGCAUGGUCCACAACUUGAAGAUCAAGAACUGUGACACACGUGAUGAAUCAGUUUAUGGAUUCAAACUUGGAAAACUGUCUGCUAAUGCUAGAUUGAAUGUUGAGACAAUUGCUAUUACAAAAAAGCUUAAAGAUGUCACAUCUCUAUUGGAUGCCACUGCCUCUUUUGAGCUGAGUCUGUCUCAUGAUGAUAUUCCAAUCAAAUGGAUGUUCAAAAACAAGGAGCUUAAACCGAGUGAAAAUGUCAAAAUGAUGUCUGAGAGAAAAGCGCACAAGCUGAUCAUCCAGAAUGUGAAGACUGACGACCAGGGGGAAUACACUGCUGUGGUGGGACACUUGCAGUGCAGUGCCCAUUUAUAUGUUGAAUCACUGCGCAUCACGAAACCCAUGAAGAACAUUGACGUCCCGGAGACUCAGGUGGCCACAUUUGAAUGUGAAGUUUCCCAUUUCAAUAUCCCAUCCACCUGGCUGAAAAAUGGAGUUGAGAUCGAAAUGAGUGAAAAGUUCAGGAUUGUUGUUCAGGGCAAACUUCACCAGCUCAAGAUAUUGAACACCAGCAGAGAAGACUCUGCAGAAUACACCUUUGUCUGUGGAAAUGACAGAGUCUCCGCAACUCUGAAAGUUAACCCCAUUAUGAUCACCUCUAUGCUGGAAGACCUCAAAGCACAGGAGAAAGAUACCAUCACAUUUGAAGUGAAUGUCAACUAUGAAAGUAUCACCUACAAAUGGCUCAAAAAUGGGGUUGAGAUCCGUUCCAGUGACAGAUGCCAGAUACGCUGCAAACAAUUUACUCACUCGCUUACUAUCCGGAAUGUUCAUUUUGGUGAUGGUGCAGAAUACACGUUUGCUGCUGGCUCUGCUAUAACUACAGCCAACCUAUAUGUUGAUGCACGUGUUAUUGAAUUCACCAAGCAUAUCAAAGAUAUCAAGAUCACAGAGAAAAAGAGGGCCACUUUUGAAUGUGAGAUCUCUGAGCCUAAUGUUCCGGUGAUGUGGAUGAAAGAUGGACAGGAGCUGGAAAUGUCUGAUAGGUACAAAGUCUCCACUGAGAAAUUUGUACAGCGAUUGAUGAUCCAGUCAGUCCGCAUGUCGGAUGCCGGUGAAUAUUCUGUGGUUGCCGGCUCAAGCAUGUCAAAGGCUCAUCUCACCGUGGAGGGCCGUGAUGUCCGUAUCACAGAACCCGAAGAGAAAGAAUUCACGGUUGUUGAGAAACAAAAAACUUCGUUUGAGUUUGAAGUCAGUGAGGAUGACAUUGAAGGUCGCUGGCUGAGGAAUGGCGUUGAAAUCCAGUUCCACCUUGACGAUAGGCUACACUAUGCUGCAAUUAGAAAGGUCCACCGCAUGACUAUCUCAGAGACGUACAGAAGUGAUGCAGGGGAGUACACCUUCAUUGCUGGCAAGAACAGGGCUGUGGUUACUCUCCAUGUCAAGAUUCCUGAGCCACCUCAGAUCAUCCGCCAGAUGCAGCCUUUGUCUGUGGAGUCUGGCAAACCUGCUCGAUUCUCUGUGGAAGUGACUGGCAUCCCCCAGCCUCAGGUCGUGUGGUACAAAAAUUCUCAGGCUCUGUCCCCUGGUUUCAAGUGCAAGUUCCUUAGUGAAGGAAACGAGUACACUCUGCUUCUCAUUGAAGUGUUUCCAGAGGACGCAGCAGUCUACAACUGUGAGGCCAAAAAUGAUUUUGGCCUGGCCACCAGUUCAGCCUCGCUCAAUGUGGAAGUUUCAGAAGUAGUUUCUCCUGAAACUGGAGCUCCACCAUCCAAACCUGUGAUCAUUACACCACUGCGCAACACCUCAGCCAAACAGGGAGAGUCCGCAAGAUUCCAGUGCAGAGUCUCCGGUGAAGAUCUGAAGAUCUCUUGGUAUGUCCAUAAGAAGGAGAUCAGUCAGUCUGAUACCUUCAGGAUAUCUCAGUUUGAUGACACCUGCCAGUUGGAGAUCACCAGAGUGUACGCUGAGGAUGAGGGGGAAUAUACCUGUGUUGCAAGAAACCAGGCAGGAAUGGUCACUUGCUCCGGAUAUCUUGCACUUGAAGUGACUGAAAAGGAGGCAGAGGAAAAGGAAAAGGAAGUUGGAGUGCCACCCAUUUUCAAAUCCAAAAUCCAGCCUCUGGAGAUCAAUGUUGGCAGCCAUGCCAAGUUCGAAUGUGAGAUUGAAGAAGCACCAAACGUGCAGUUCAAGUGGUUCAAAUCUGGCACUCCGCUCAAAGAUGGUGCAAGUUGCAGGAUCCUCAGUCGGUCACUAGCAUCUUCUUUGGAGCUUCUGAGCCCAACCAAAGCUGACAGUGGUGAAUAUACCUGCACCGCUAAAAAUCAGAAUGGCAGUGACACCUGUACCGCAAAACUCAACGUAACUGAGCGCAAACUCCCCCCCAACUUCACCAAGAAGCCUGCUGAGACUAUGGAAGAUGCAGAGGGGCAGUUGGUGAGGAUUGAGGGUCGUUUAUCUGGAUCUCAACCCAUGGACAUUAUUUGGUCCAAGAAUCAAAGUGAAAUUCAGGCCUCUAAUAAGUAUGAAAUGGAUUUCAAGAGCAGUGUGGCUGUGCUGUAUAUCAAGAACUCUGAACUCUCAGACAGUGGCACUUAUACCUGCACUGCCACCAAUGAAGCUGGCACUGCCUCCUACCAAGUGUCUCUUAGCAUUUCUGAACAAAAGAAAGGCCCUGUUUUCGAUAUACCUCUCAAACAUGUGACUGUAAAUGAGGGUGAGAAACUGAAGCUUAGUUGCCAUGUCUGCGGAGAAGCGCCUCUGAAGAUUCAAUGGAUGAAGGACAGGAAGGAGGUCAAAUCCUCUACAAACUGCAGAAUUGUUUUCGUUGGUGGCACUGCCUCUUUAGAGGUCCUCUGCACAUCGAAAACAGAUGCUGGGGAUUAUCUAUGCAAGGCUACCAACGAUGAUGGUAGUGACUUUGCCAGGUCCAAAGUGACAAUAAUAGAAAAAGCAGCAAAACCUGAGGCCGCUGCUACUGUAGCCCCAGCGCCAGCAAAGACUCCAACAAAGAGACUGGACAACUUGUUCUUCGUAGAUGAGCCCCAGAGUGUCAAUGUAACGGAAAAGGGCACUGCAACGUUCAUCGCCAAAGUUGGAGGUGACCCCAUUCCUAAUGUGAAGUGGAUGAAGGGCAAGUGGAGACAGCUCACUCAUGGUGGUCGCAUCAGUAUUGAGCAGAAAGGCCCGGAUGCCAAGUUGGAGAUCAGAGAAAUAACCAAGUCUGACUCCGGACAGUACAGAUGCGUCGCAACAAGUUCUGCUGGGGAAAUAGAAACCAGCACUGAACUGAAUGUUGAGGAAAAGAAAGACAAGAAAGCAGUUGAUGGAGACUUCAGAGCAAAACUUAAAAAGACACCAUCCAAGCAGAAGAGUCCAAAGAAGGAGGGAGAGAUUGACAUCGUGGAGCUAAUUAGGGGUGUGGACCCCAAAGACUAUGAAAAAGUCCUUAGAGAACAUGGCAUCACUGACUACCGUAUUCUUCUUCAGGCCAUUGAGCAGUUAAAGAGGGAGAAAGAAGCUGAAAGUGGAAGAGUGGCAACUGAGCAUGGAGGUGAAACUGAGGAUACAGCCAGGUUUAUGACUGACUUACAAUCAAGAAUGCAGGCUGAGCCUGUCACUCUUGUGAGCGACAUCAAAGACCAACAUACCACUCCAUUGAACACAGCAACAUUUGAGUGUGACAUCAAGAUCAACUACCCAGAGAUCACUUUGUCCUGGUACAAGGGAACACAGAAGCUUGAGAAUAACAAUAAAUAUGAAAUCAGCAUUGUUGGGGACCGUCACAUCUUGAAGAUCAAGAACUGUGAAACCAAAGACCAGGGGAACUACCGUGUUGUAUGUGGCCCACAUAUCUCCAGUGCCAAACUGACCAUUGAUGAUGCAGAUCAACAAGCUGGCAUAAUUCAGUUCACCAAACGCAUCCGGAGCAUUGAGGUGAAUGAGCACCAAUCUGCUACUUUUGAAUGCGAGUUGUCCUUCGACAAUGCUAUCGUUUCAUGGUACAAAGACACUUGGGAACUCAAAGAGAGCCCAAAGUAUAACUUCGGAAGCGAAGGUCGACGACACUUUAUGACCAUCCGCAAUGUAACUUCUGAUGAUGAAGGCGUUUACUCGGUGAUUGCGCGGUUGGAACCCAACGGUGAAGCUAAAAGCACAGCUGAACUUUACCUUUCAGAGAAAGAAAUAGAAUUAGGAAGGGUACCUUAUGAUGUCCCAGAUUCAUCAGUACAGGCAUACAGAGAAGAAUCCACUGAAUAUUAUUAUGAAGAGAUGACCGAAAUGAGAGGAGGAAGGGAACUUAUUGAUGAAAGUGUUUCUAAAACUCAAGUGGGAACGAGAGAAGGAGUACCUAAAGUUCCUGAAGCUUUCAAGAAACCUGAGAAGAAGCCAGUAGUCCCAGCUCAGACCAAAGUGUCUGAAGCAAGGAGGCCUCAUGAAGAACCUAUAUAUCCACUGGUUGAACAUGAACAACUCUAUCCCAUCGCUACAGAUGUUCCUAAACCCAAACCACAUAUAGCCCCUGAGCCCAAAGUGGCACCGGAGCCCAAAGUGGCACCGGAGCCCAAAGUGGCACCGGAGCCCAAAGUGGCACCAGUGCCCAAAGUGGCACCGGUGCCCAAAGUGGCACCGGAGCCCAAAGUGGCACCGGAGCCCAAAGUGGCACCAGUACCCAAAGUGGCACCAGAGCCAAAGGUGGCACCUGGGGUUGAAGCUCAACCAGAACCCAAACCCACCCCUACAAAGACACAAGCUCCUCAAGCUAAAGUGCCUGAGGAAUACCCUGUAGCUGAGCCCAUAAAGAAGACUCUACAAGAAGAGAUUUCACAAAAAGUACCAGAAGAAGUCACAAAGAGAACAGCACCUCAACCCGUGGCAGCAAAGGUUGUUCCCAAAAAAGUACCAGAGAUCACCAAAAUAGAAGAGCCUGCAAUUCCACCAGCUGCAGCAAAGGUUGUUCCAAAAAAGACUGAUGCUACUCCAGAGAAAGUUAUCAUGGAUGUUAUUACAACGGAGAAGCCAAAACCAGAAGCUGAUCACAAGCUGCAAACUGGCAUGCCGGAGCCAGUUGCAGCACCAAAGAGAGAGGAAUUUAAGAAGCCACGGCAAGCAACUAGCAAGCCAGAGCCAGUGGCACAAAAGGAAAUCCAUGUAGUGCAAGUUAAACAGAAAGAUGAGCUGCCUGAAGAAACACCACUAACUAAAUAUCAAAAGAGGGAAGAAGUUUCUCAGACAAAAGAAGUCCUCCAGAAACCCAAGAAAGUAAUUACAGCUGUAAAGUUAGAAGCUGCAACUAAGCCCAAAGAAACUCCUGAAGGUGAAGUGCUACCAGAGGAGAAGAAAAUCUCUCCACCUACACCUAAGCCAACUGCUCCCAUUGUAGAAAAAGUACCCCCUAAAGUGACACCAGAGAAGAAAAUAUCUCCACCGAAGUCAAAGCCUUCAGCGGCUCCCCAUGUAGAGAAAGUUUAUCCUCCUGAAGUGACAACGGUACAGAAGGAAGCCGCCCCACCACUGCAGAUACCAAAGCUUGCACCUGCUCGCCUUGUUGAAACAGUUUCUCCCACUGAAGUGUCUCCAGCUGAAAAGAGGGCCUCCCCACUGAUGCAAACACCUUCACCUGUUUCACCUAGUGCAUCACCCCCUGAAGAUAAGGGCCCUGUAACAGCACCAGGGGAAGCAGUCAAAGAUGGGAAACCAAAAGAGGAAGCUGCCGGUAGAGGUAGAGGUAGAGGCAUUCAAGCUAAACAAACCCCUUCACCUGGUGGCAGGGAUAGAGGACUCAAAACUGGUGCUGGAGGUGACAAACCCCCUGAUGCAAAUCCUUUUGGAUUCCAGCUGAAAGCAGUUCCAUUAAAGUUUACAAGACCACUCAAAAACAUAGUGUUACAGGAGGCCGAAUCAGUUGGUGCGUCUGCUACGUUUGAGUGUGAGGUUUCACCUUCUACUGCCGUAACCACAUGGAUGAAAGAUGACAUUAACAUAAGAGAAAGCCCAAAACACAAGUUCUACUCUGAUGGCAAAGAUCGUAAACUGUUUAUCAUUGAUGUGCAACUUUCUGACACUGGUGAAUAUACUUGUGUGGCCAAGCUGGGCAACAAGGAAAAGACAAGCACCGCCAAACUGAUAGUAGAAGAAUUACCUGUGAAGUGGGUAAAGACUCUGGAAGAGGAUGGCAUGUCAGUCCUCAAGACUCAGCCUAUGUACCUGACCUGUGAGUUAAACAAAGAGAGAGAUGUGGUCUGGAAGAAGAGUGGUGUGCCACUUAAAAACAUCCCUGGAAAAGUGGCAAUCAAUGUAAUUGGGAUGCAACAUGCUAUUACAAUCCAGGACACGGAUGAUAACGACGCUGGCAUUUACUCUUGCGAGUGUGGUGACAUCAAGACUGAAACAGAUGUCAAAAUCAUUGAAAUUGUCAGAGACUGGUUGGUGAAACCGUUGAGAGAUCAGCACGUGAAACCCAAGGCCUGUGCCACUUUCAAAUGUGAGCUCUUCAAAGAUACCCCCAACUGGAAGUGGUUCCAUGGCGACAAAGAGAUUCCUAAUGAUCCCACUGACAAGACUGAGGUCAAGAAAGAAGGAAAAGAUGUGACGCUCACUAUUAAGAAUGCAUCACCUGAUGAUAUUGGGCAAUAUGCCAUGGAGGUUGAAGGCCGCAGAUACACAGCUAAACUGACUCUUGGAGAACGGGAGGCUCUGAUCUUGAAGCCACUCUCCAGUAUGGAGGUGGUUGAGAAAGAAGAGGUUACGUUUGAAACAGAAAUUUCUGAAGAGGAUGUGGUUGGAGAAUGGAAACUUAAAGGAAUUGUCCUGCAAAGAUCCCCGGUGGUUGACAUCAGAUCUGAGGGCAAGAAACGUUUCCUCACUCUGAAAAAUGUUCAACUUGACCAGUCUGGUGAAGUGACUUACCAAGCUUUGAAUGCUGUCACUAGUGGGGUGCUAACAGUCACAGAAAUGGAAAUGGACUUUACUGUCCCCUUGAAAGAUGUGUCUGUACCUGAAAAGAAACAGGCUAAGUUUGAAUGUACUAUCAACAAGGAAGUGCCUAAAGUCAUGUGGUUGAAGGGGUCAGACAUCUUGUCUGCAGGCAAUAAAUAUGACAUAAUUGAUGAUGGAAAGAAACAUAUAUUGGUCAUAAACAACAGUGAAUUUGAUGAUGAGGGCCAAUACACUAUUGAAGUAAUGGACAAAAAGUCAACAGCACAGUUGACUGUGGAGGGUAUAAGGCUCAAAUUCAUCACACCACUAAAGGACCAAACUGAGAAGGAAGGUAAAACAGCUCAGUUUGAUGUUGAGCUCUCCCAUGAGAAUGUACCCGUGACAUGGUACAAAAAUGAAAUCAAACUCCAUGUGAGCAGGACCGUGCUCAUCCAUGCUGAAGGAAAGAAACAUAAGUUAGAAAUCAAAGAGUUGACACUAGAUGAUACCUGCCAGAUUAGGGCAGAGGCUAAAGGAAUUUCCUCAGCGGCAAACCUGACCGUUCUAGAGGGCGAUGCAUACUUCACAGUUAAGUUGCAGGAUUACACUGCAGUUGAGAAGGAUGAGGUUAUUCUGGACUGUGAAGUCAGCAAAGAUGUCCCUGUGAGGUGGUACCACAACGAGACUGAAAUUAAGGCCUCUAAGAUGGUAACCAUAAAGUCUGAGGGGAACAGAAGAGUGUUGUCCAUCAAGAAAGUAGAAGAAAAAGAUAAGGGUCAAUAUGUAUGUGAUUGUGAUACAGACAAGACCGUGGCGACCAUUAACAUUGAAGCUCGUGAUAUCAAGAUAACUCGCCCAAUGUAUGGUGUUGAGCUCUUUGAUGGCGAGACAGCUCGUUUUGAAGUUGAAAUCUCUGAAGAUGAUGUCCAUAGCCAGUGGAAACUGAAGGGGGAAACCCUUUCUCCCUCUCCUGAUGUUGAAAUGAUUGAGGAUGGUGCCAAGCACACUUUGACAUUGUAUAACUGCAAAGUCUCCCAGACAGGAGAAGUUGGAUUUACAGCUGCCAAUGCUAAGUGUGCAGCCAACCUCAAAGUAAAAGAACUGCCGCUAACAUUUAUCACGCCGUUGAGUGAUGUGCAAGUGUAUGAGAAAGACGAGGGAAGAUUUGAGGUUGAAAUUUCAAGGUCCACCAAGACUUUCCGUUGGCUCAAAGGAUCUCAAGAGUUGGAAAACGAUGAUAAGUUUGAGAUUAUCCAAGAGGGAAAUAGACACACUCUGGUAGUCAAAUCGGCUGCAUAUGAAGAUGAAGCUAAAUACAUAUUUGAGGCCGAGGACAAAAGAACCACUGCCAAACUAGUUAUCCAAGGUAUCCGCCUUGAGUUUAUCAAGCCCAUCAAGGAUGUCACGGUCAAGGAGCGAGAAACAGCAGAAUUCAGUAUUGAAUUGUCGCAUGACAAGAUCUCAGUCGUCUGGUACAAGAAUGACGUGCGUCUUCACCCCAGUAAGGUUGUGCACAUGUCAGACAGCAGGAAGAUGCACACGCUGACGUUCAAGCAGGUGUCCAUUGAUGACACAUCCAUGAUCAAAGUGGAAGCCAUGGGCAAGAGCUCUGAGGCCAUGCUCACUGUUCUUGAGGGAGAACCAUACUUCAUCACGAAACUUCAAGACUACACUGCAGUUGAGAAGGAUGAAGUGGUGUUGGUUUGUGAACUUAGCAAGACCUCUGCUGAGGUUAAAUGGUUCAAAGAUGGGCAGGAGAUCAUGCCAAACAAGAAUCUAGUCAUUAAAACUGAUGGAAAGAGGCGUAUUCUAACAGUAAAGAAAGCUGAGAAGAACAACAUUGGAGAGUACACCUGUGAUUGUGGUUCUGACAAAACCACAGCCAGGUUGGACAUUGAGGAGCGAGACAUUAAGAUAGUGCGUCCACUGUACAGUGUGGAAGUGACGGAAACAGAGGUCGCCAAGUUUGAGACUGAGAUCUCGGCCGACGACAUUCAUGGUCAUUGGAAACUCAAAGGAGAGGCCCUUCAUCAAUCUCCUGACUGUGAGAUUAAGGAGGAGGGUACAAAGCAUUUCCUUAUCCUGUACAACGUUGCCAUGAAUCAGGCUGGAAGUGUUGACUUCCAGGCUGCCAAUGCUAAAUCAAAUGCUCAGCUUAGAGUUAAAGCACGGAGCAUCGGACUUAUGCGACCUCUCAAGGACGUUACUGUUACUGCCGGGGAGACCGCCACCUUUGAAUGUGAACUCACUUACGAAGGAAUCACUGUAGAAUGGUUUUUAGGAAGCACCAAGAUGGAGCCAAGUGAAAGGGUGGUCACAAGAGCAGAAGGCAGAGGACACAGCCUGACUGUCAGAAAUGUCAAGCUUACUGAAGCUGGUGAAGUCAGGCUCACCGCAAAGGAUUUCAAGACCCAGGCCAAACUCAUAGUCAGGGAGCCACCAGUUGAGUUCACUAAACCUCUGGAAGACCAAACAGUUGAGGAGGAGGCAACUGCUACUUUAGAGUGUGAAGUCUCCAGAGAAAAUGCUGAGGUCAGAUGGUUCAGAGACUCCCAGGAGAUCCGCAAAACUAAGAAAUAUGAUGUUAUCGUUGAUGGCCGCAAGAGAAGACUUGUCAUUCACGGCUGCACUCUGGAGGAUUCAAAGACAUACAUAUGCGAUGCUAAAGAAUUCAAAACCUCUGGUUUCUUGAAUGUUGAACCUCCACAUGUUGAGUUUUCUAAGCCACUUCAUGAUGUUGAGGUCAAAGAAAAGGAAAAUGCCAGAUUUGAAUGUGAAGUGUCUCGUGAGAACGCCAAGGUAAAAUGGUACAAGGAUGGCAACGAGAUCAGAAAGGGAAAGAAAUAUGAGAUCAUUGCCGAUGGUUUCAAACGUAUCCUUGUUGUCAACAAGUCAGUCUUCGAUGAUGAAGCAGAGUAUGAGUGUGAUGCUAAGACCUCCAAAUCCUCUGGGAUGCUGACAGUAGUUGAGGAAGAGGCUAGGUUUACCAAGAACCUGUCUAACGUGGAGGGAACAGAAACAGACAGUGUGAAGAUGAUUUGUGAAGUGUCAAAAGCCAGCGCUGAGGUUACCUGGUGGAAGGGAGAACAGGAACUGCCUGAGGGAGGAAGAUUUGAACAGAUCAUGGAUGGAAGGAAGAGAAUCUUAAUCAUACAAGAUCUCAGAAUGGAGGACGCUGGAGAGUAUAACUGCAGACUGCAUAGCUCCAAAACGUCAGCAACACUGAAACUGAAUGAACUGGCUGCUGAGUUCAUCUCCAGGCCUCAGAGUCAGGAGGUAGUUGAGGGAGAAAAGGCAGAGUUUGUCUGCUCAGUCUCCAAAGACACCUACGAGGUCAAAUGGUUUAAGGGUGACAACGAGAUUGUACCCGGAGAAAAGUACGACAUUGUCUGUGAUGGUAAAAGAAGAGCACUCAUUGUGAAGAACUGUACAACAAAGGAUGAGGGAGGCUAUGUGGCCUUUAUUGGAGCUACCAAAGCCUCUGCUGAUCUGUUGGUUAUUGAGAAACUGAGAAUCAUCACGCCCAUCAAGGACACGCAAGUGAAGGAGGGACAGGAGAUUGUUUUCAACUGUGAGGUGAACACUGAAGGCGCUAAAGUAAAGUGGCUGAAGAAUGACGAGACCAUGUUUGAGAGCAGCAAGUUUGUCAUGAUCCAGAAAGACAAUGUGUUCUCUCUGAGGAUUUCUGGUGCAAACAAGGCAGAUGAAGCCACUUAUACUGUUACAUUGACAAACCAUCGUGGUGAACAAGCCAAGAGUUCAGCCAAGGCCAAAGUACAAGAGGAGAAGCUCAAGAUUAUUCAGCCUCUUGAGGACUGUGAGACACAAGAGAAGAAGACAAUCAGCUUCACUUGCAAGGUGAACAGACCUGAUAUCACCAUCAAAUGGAUGAAGGCGGGUCAGGAGAUCACCAUGAACAAACGUGUUCUGUAUCGUGUGGAAAAAGACAAACACACACUGACCAUCAAGGACUGUGUCAUGGACGAUGAGGGUGAAUACACUGCCGUAGCUGGGGAUGACAAGUGCACAGCUGAGUUGAUAAUCAGUGAGGCCCCCACUGACUUCUCCACACCACUCAAAGACCAGACCAUCACUGAGUUUGAGGAUGCUAUAUUCACGUGCAAAGUGUCCAAGGAAAAGGCUCCAGUUAAAUGGUACAGGAAUGGUCGUGAGAUCAGAGAGGGACCCAGAUACUCAUUUGAGAAAGAUGGCAGGGUUUGCAAACUCAAGAUCAAGGAGUGCAGACCAGACGAUGAGUGUGAAUACGCCUGUGGUGUGGAAGACAGGCGAUCCAGGGCCCGGCUCUUUGUUGAAGAGACCCCAGUUGAGAUCAUUAGACCACCCCAGGAUGUAUUUGAACCACCAGGUUCAGAUAUUGUGUUUGAGGUGGAGCUCAACAAAGACAGAGUCGAGGUGAAAUGGAUGCGAAACAACAUGGUUAUUGUCCAGGGUGACAAGUACCAAAUGAUGAGUGAGGGCAAAGUCCACAGACUCCAGGUGUGUGAGGUUAGGCCUCGCGACCAGGGAGAGUACAGGGUGGUCGCCAAAGACAAGGAUGCCAGAGCCAAGCUGGAACUGGCAGCUGUGCCAAAGAUCAAGACUACUGACCAGAACCUGGUCACAGACGCUGGAAAGCCCUUCGUCAUGGUCAUCCCCUAUGAUGCCUAUCCUCGUGCAGAGGCUGAGUGGUUCUUUGAUGGUGUCAGCUUGCCUGUGCAGAACAUUGACACCACCACAGACAGUACCGAGUACAGGCUGAAGAGCCCCAAGAAGACAGAUCAGGGCAGGUACAAGAUUGUCAUCAAGAACAAACACGGACAGGGAGAGGCAUUCAUUAAUCUGGAUGUCAUCGACGUCCCCGGACCUGUGAAGAACCUUGCAGUUGUGGACACAGCUGAUGGUGAGGUCAGCCUGAGCUGGGAGGAGCCAGAGAGUGAUGGUGGCAGCAAGAUUGUUGCAUACGUGGUGGAGAGGCGUGAUGUCAAACGCAAGACAUGGACCCUUGCCACUGACCGUGCUGAUGCCCCUGAAUACUGUGUUAGCGGCCUCCAGAGGGACAAUAAGUACUUAUUCAGAGUGUGCGCUCGCAACAGAGUGGGGAGUGGACCCACCGUGACGACAGACGAAGCUGUCCAGGCCAAGAAUAAGUUUGAUGUGCCAGAGGCGCCUGAGAACGUCAUGGUUGGCAUUGUUAAUAGGUUUGGAGCCACCAUUUCCUGGGAAAAACCAGUAUCGGAUGGUGGAUCCGAGAUAACCUCCUACAUCAUUGAGCUACGCGACAGAACCUCUGUGAGCUGGGAGGUGGCUAUGAUCACCAAGGCUGAGGACCGCACAGCCACACUCUCUGACGUGGUGGAGAACAAGGAAUACAUCUUCCGUGUCAAAGCCGAAAACAAGGCUGGCAUUGGCAAACCAAGUGCUGCCACUGAUCCGGUGAAGAUCAUGGACCCCAUUGAGAAACCAAGUCCACCUUUGAACUUCAACUACACCGACCAGACCAAGGACUCUGUUCAGCUGACAUGGGAGACCCCCGCCAGCAACGGAGGAAGCAUGAUCACUGGCUACAUUAUUCAGAAGUGUGAGGAUGGAACAGACAAGUGGCUUAGAUGCAAUGCCAGGUUGUGCCAGGACCUGCACUACAAGGUAUCUGGACUGAAGCAGGGCAUAAAGUACCACUACAGAGUCUGUGCGGAGAAUGCAGCCGGCGUUUCAGAUCCAGCUGACCAGCUUGGGCCUCUCCUGGCAGAUGAUUCUCAUGUUGGACCUUCCAUGGAUCUCAGUGGAUUCAGGGACGGGCUGGAAGUCAUUGUUCCUCAUCCUCUUGUGAUCCGUGUCCCUAUUCUUGGAUACCCCACACCACAUGCAAAGUGGAGCUUUGGUGAUAAGGAGCUCACUGCUGGUGAUCGUGUGUCCAUGGUUACAAGGAGUGCCUACACAGAACUUACCAUCGCACCAAGUGUGCGUCCAGACAAGGGCACAUACACUCUCCACCUGGAGAAUGACGUGACCAGCACCUUUGGAGAGAUCGAAGUCAAUGUUAUUGCAUCCCCAAGUGCCCCCAAAGACUUCAAGGUGGCCGAGGUCACAAGACGACAUGUGCACCUGAUGUGGGAGGCACCAGAGCAUGACGGAGGAAGCCCAGUCAUUGGCUAUCAGAUUGAAAAGAAGGAAGUGUCCCGCAAGACCUGGGUUAAGGUUAACAUGGGUAUACAGGACCUGGAGUUCACUGUGUCAGAUGUCGUUGAAGGCAAAGAGUAUGUGUUCAGCGUUGCUGCUAUCAACAAAUGUGGGCCAGGAGAGCCUGCCUACACUGACGAGCCAGUGAAUGUGUCCUCCCCUGCCACUGUGCCAGAUCCACCUGAGAACCUGAAAUGGAGAGACAAGUCUGCAAAGGGCAUCUUCCUGCUCUGGGAGCCACCCAAGUAUGACGGAGGAGCUUCAAUCAAAGGCUAUGUUGUGGACAAAUGCCAGCGUGGCACAGACAAGUGGGAGCCAUGUGGAGACCUGUUGCCUGAGCUCAAAUUCCAGGUGACUGGUCUGAUUGAGGGACAGUGGUAUGCGUACCGUGUAAGGGCAAUCAACAGGCUAGGAGCCAGCAAACCCUGCAAGGCUACUGAUGAGAUCCUGGCUGUUGAUCCUAAAGAGCCUCCAGAGAUUCAACUGGAUGUGAAGUUGCUGUCAGGACUGACCGCUAGAGCCGGAACAAACAUUGAGCUUCCAGCUGAUAUUAUUGGAAAGCCAGAUCCCAAGGUGAAAUGGACCAAGGCAGACCGGGUCCUGAAAGGAGAUGACCGCAUUACCAUUGAUACCAAGCCUGGAAACUCCACUUUGUCUAUUGCCAAAACUGUCAGAGAAGACACAUCUACCUACAUUAUUGAGGCAGUCAACAGCUCUGGUCGUGCUACUGCAACUGUUGAUGUCAACAUUCUUGAUAAGCCUGGUCCUCCGGCUGCCUUUGAUAUCUCUGAGAUCACCAACCACUCCUGCCACUUGGCCUGGAACCCUCCCAGAGACGACGGAGGUUCUGCCAUCACCAACUACAUCGUAGAGCUCAGACCCUUUGACAAAGAGGAGUGGACCAAACUGUCUUCCACAGUGAAACAAACCAACUUCAAUGCAACCAAACUCACCCCUCUGAAAGAAUAUGUCUUCAGAGUACAGGCUGAGAACCAGUACGGCAUUGGCGCUCCUAAUGAGCAUGUGCCAAUCACUGCCAAAUAUGCCUUUGAUCCUCCUGGGGCCCCAUCCAGAGUGCAGCCCUCUGAUAUUUCAAAGGACUCUUUGACCCUGACUUGGUACGAACCUGAUGAGGAUGGGGGCAGUCCGAUCACCGGGUACUGGAUUGAGAAAUUUGACCCAGAAAAUGACAAAUGGAUCAGAUGCAACAAACUGCCUGUCACGGACACCACUUACAGGGUGAAGGGUCUGCCCACCAAAAAGAAGUACAAGUUCCGUGUCUUGGCUGAGAAUCUUGCAGGACCAGGAAAACCAAGCGCUGAGACGGAGCCAGUGUUGGUCAAGGAUCCAAUUGAUCCUCCAUGGGCCCCUGGAAAACCCUGUAUCAGAGAAAUAGCUAAGACUUCUGCAUUACUGGAAUGGACCAGGCCAGAGCACGAUGGAGGUGCUAAGAUUGAGAGCUACAUUAUUGAGUUCCUGAAGACUGGCACCGAAACAUGGAUCAGAGCAGCAGAGGAUGUGCCCCAGACAGAGCACUUACUGAAGGGUUUGAUGGAGAAACAGGAAUACUCUUUCAGAGUCAGGGCAGUGAACUGUGCUGGAGAGAGUGAGCCCAGUGACCCGAGUGAUCCUGUGGUCUGCAAGGAAAGACUUUAUCCUCCGUCAGAACCUCAAUGGCUCGAGGUGACCAACAUCACAAAGAUUAACGCUGAACUGAAGUGGCAGGCUCCUGAAAGCGACGGUGGCUCCCCAAUCACCAACUAUAUUGUUGAGAAGAGGGAUGUCAGACGCAAGACCUGGACUGCAGUGGACACCACUGUGAAGGAGCUGAAGUACACUGUCACUCCUCUCACCGAGGGCACUCUGUAUGUGUUCCGUGUGGCCGCUGAGAACGCAGUCGGACAGAGUGAUUACUGUGAACUGGAGGACGCUGUUCUGGCUAAAGAUACUUUCACCACUCCUGGGCCCCCCUAUGCCCUAACUAUUGUAGAGGUGUCCAAGAGACAUGUUGAACUGAAAUGGGAAGCUCCCAAGAGUAAUGGUGGAAGACCCAUUACCAAGUAUGUGAUUGAGAAGAAAGAGAAACUUGGAACCCGCUGGGUGAAGUCUGGAAAGACCCCUGAUGCUAUGUGCAACUUCAAAGUCACUGACGUGGAUGAGGGCACUGAGGUUCAGUUCCAGGUCCGUGCUGAAAAUAUGGCAGGUGUUGGACACCCCAGUGAACCAACAGAAGUAGUCACCAUUGAGGACGCUACAAGUCCACCAUCUCCUCCUCUUGACUUGGUCAUAGUUGAUGCCAGCAGAGAGCAUAUCAACAUUACCUGGAAGUUGCCAUUAAAGAAUGGAGGUAGUCCCAUCACAGGCUACCAUGUCGAGCUCCGUGAGGCUAAAGCUGAGAAGUGGAUAAGAAUCAACACUCGCCCAAUCAAGGAGCUGAAAUACAAAGCAGAGGAAAGCAUUAAGCCAGAGAAACAGUAUGUCUUGAGAGUUCGUGCCAUCAACGCAGUUGGUGUCAGCGAUCCAUCAGAAAUUUCCGAGAAGGUCUUUGCCAAGGACCCAGACUGUAUCCCUACCAUGGAUAUGGAGGCCCUUGACAUUGUGGUGAUUGAGGGUGACAAGCUGCAUCUAAACAUCCCAUACAAGGCCAUCCCCAAACCAGAGAUGAUCUGGAACAAAAUCAGUGAAAAAGAUCCUUCCGUGGUCACAAAGUUGCAGAAUGAUGACAGAACGUUGUUGACUUGUGAGCUCAACAGUGUCCAUCUGGAACGAAUGAAGAGUGUGCAUGAUGAUGCAGGACAAUACUCUGUCACUUUGGAGAAUUCCAUCGGAUCAGCCACUAGAAUCAUCAACGUUAAAGUUAUUGGUCUGCCUGGCCAGUGCAAAGACAUCAAUGCUAGUGACAUCACUAAGAACACCUGCAAGCUGACAUGGGAGGCUCCAGAGAAUGAUGGAUGUACUCCUAUUCUCCACUAUGUUCUGGAGCGUAGAGAGGUUCCUAAUAAGACUUUCAGGCCUCUAAUGUCAGGAGAGAAUAUUCUUACCUACCAGGUGAAGGAUCUGAAGCUGAAUGAACAGUAUUACUUCCGGGUCAAGGCCGUAAACAAGGUCGGCUCUGGGCCAUUCCUGGAGCUCCGCAACCCUGUCAUCACUGAAGAUGUGAAACAGAGGCCAGAUCCACCCAUUGAUGUUGAGGCUCAUGAUCCAACAGGCAACUCUAUUACUCUGACCUGGAAACCACCUGUGUCUGACGGUGGUUGCACCAUUACUGGCUACAUACUGGAAAGCAUUGAGAAGGAUGGUGAUAGCUUUAAGAGAAUCAACCCAUCCCUGGUUCCUGGUUUCACCUACGAGGUGAAGAAUCUGAAGGAAGGCAAAGAGUUUCAGUUCCGUGCUCGUGCUGAGAACGCUGCUGGUGUCAGUGAACCGUCUCGAAGCACCCCACUGACCAUGAUCGCAGCUCCAGUUGAUAAACCCAAGGUGUCCCUUCAUGCUCGCCUGCAGUCCGGGCUCUGCAUCAGAAAGGGAGAGGAGAUCCGCCUGGAUGCUUACAUCUCUGGUUCUCCAUACCCAACUGUCACCUGGCUCAGGAACGAUGAAGACGUCAGGAAGGUACCAGAGAAGAAGACAGUUUUACCUGUUCUGAAGAAGAAGAAGAAGGGCGGCAAGGUUCAACCUGAAGAACCUGAGGUGUUUGUAAGCCCGCUCCCAGAGCGCCUGUCCUAUGACAUAAAGAAGGGCGAGACCUCAAUCAUGAUCCGAGACUCCAUCAGAGCUGACCACGGUCGCUUCUGCAUCAAAGCUGAGAACACUCAUGGCAGUGCAACUGCAUACUGUGAUGUCAAUGUCCUUGAUAAGCCAGGGCCUCCAGUAAACUUUGUCUUUGAGGAGAUCCGGAACACUUCUGUCAUCUGUAAGUUCGAUCCUCCUCUUGAUGAUGGUGGCAGUGAGAUCCUGAACUACAUCCUUGAGAAAAAAGACAAUAAAAACGAUGAGGUCGGGUGGGUCACGGUAAUUUCAACCCUCAAGACUUGCAGCCAUCUUGUGACCAAACUGAUUGAAGGAAAGGAGUACAUCUUCCGUGUUACCGCUGAAAACAAAGUAGGAUCCGGACCUUCAUGUCUCUCUGAGCCAAUCGUUGCAAAGAACCAAUUCGAUCCACCUGAUGCUCCAAACACACCCAGAGUUGGAGAUGUGACUGCCAACAGCAUGUUCAUCUCCUGGCAUGAGCCCAAGGACAACGGUAGUCCCAUCCUGGGCUACUGGAUAGAGAGGAAAGAGAUCAACAGCAAACACUGGACUAGGGUGAACCGUUCCCUGCUCAAUUCACUCUCUGUGAGGAUCGAGGGUCUUAUGGAAGGCUUGGAAUACAUCUUCAGAGUCUGUGCUGAGAAUCUGGCUGGCCCCGGACCCUUCUGUGUCCCGACGGAUCCACAGAUCGCUAUGGAUCCAGUCUUGCCACCUGGCCCACCCACUCCAAGAGUCCUUGACACCACUGCAACAACAGUUGAUAUUGCCUGGGUCCCCCCCAUUUACAAUGGAGGAGGAGAUAUCCUCGGCUACCAUGUUGAGAGUGUUCUGGCUGGAGAGAAGGAAUGGAAACGUAAUACCGAGUUCAGGUGCAAGGAGCUGAAGUACACCGUGACUGGGCUGACAGAGGGUGCUGACUACUACAUCCGUGUCCUUGCUGUGAACGACGCCGGCCCUGGAGUGCCUGGCAUGACUGAUCCUGUCACUGUGAAGGAGCCUCAAGAGGCCCCAGUGGUUGACUUUGAUGCUUCUGUAAAGAAUGGAGUCAUCAUCAAAGCCGGCGAGACACUGAGACUGCCGGCGUUCGCAAUCGGUAGACCACAGCCAGAGGUGACAUGGGCAAAGGAUGAGGCUGAAACUGACAAAGAGCAUGUUGUCAUUGAAACAGAAGGAAAGAACAGCAUUCUGUUCAUCAAGCAUGCCAAAAGAACAGACCACGGAAAUUACAAAAUCUCCGGAACUAACAGUAGUGGAACAAACUCUGCUGUCACCAAAGUAGACGUCAUGGAUGUCCCUGGGCCUGUGGUUAAUCUAAAGACAACUCAUGUCAGCAAGAAGAAAAUCAGCUUGAGCUGGGCAGAUCCUCUGGAUAAUGGUGGCAGCGAUGUUAUAGGCUACGUAGUGGAGAGAAAGGAUGCAAAGAUGAAGCUGUUCAGACAACCAGUUGAGACUGCUUCAUGCAAAUGUGACAUUCAGGGCUUGCUUACAGAUGAAGAGUACGAUUUCCGUGUUUUUGCGAGGAACAAGUUUGGUGAUGGUGCCCCAACCGACAUCGGGCCUAUUAUGGCUUCGGAUCCCAAAGCUGUUCCAUCUCCACCAUUGAAACUGCACUUCACUGAGAGGUGGACAAAUGCUAUUGCCCUUGCAUGGGAGCCACCACGUAGUGACGGAGGCAGCCCAAUCACAGGUUACUACGUUGAGAAGAUGAGAACAGAUGGAACUGAGUUUGAAGCGGCCCAUCGCAAGCUCUGCACAGACUUAAACCUCAAAUUGGAGAACUUAUCAGAGAACCAUGAAUAUCAGUUCCGUGUAUUUGCCAUCACUGAGGUGGGAGAGGGCGAACGCUCCAAACCUAUCACUGCUAACAUCCACGAUGAUGAAAUUCCCCCCAAAAUCUCGAUGUUGGAGUAUUUCAAGAGAGAUACGAUCACUGUGAGGAAAGGACAUAGUAUUGAGAUCCCCGCUGAAGUGGUGGGUCUGCCAAUGCCUGAGGUUCAGUGGUCAAAGGACGACGUCAUCAUCCCCAAGGCAACGGAAAAGCUGCUAAUGGAGUACGAGGAGGUGGCCCGCACCAAAUGCACCACAAAGAUCUACAUCCCUGAGACUGUCAGAGGAGAUAAGGGAGACUACAAACUGAGUGCCACCAACUCCCAUGGCAAAGCACAGCACAUUAUACACGUGCAGGUUCUAGACCGCCCAACGCCCCCACGCGACAUUGUGGUGUCUGACAUUCAGGCUGACUCUUGCUAUCUGACAUGGACAGCACCAGAGGACAAUGGUGGUAGUGAGAUCAGUAACUAUAUCAUCGAAAGGAGGGAUGCCAGCAGAAAGAAGUCUGAUUUUGAACAGCUCACCUGCAAUAUCAUAGAUAGGAGAUAUGGGGUGUACAAAAUGGACAGAAUGGGCCAGUACAAAUUCAGAAUCAAAGCUGAGAACAAGUUUGGAGUCAGUGAUGGUUGUGAAACAGAGAAGGUUGUCCUCAGGGAUCCAUUUGGGCUUCCUGGUCCACCUCGCAAGCCAAGAAUCAUCGCAGCCACCUCCUCUACCAUGACAGUUACCUGGGAGCCUCCUCUGGACAAUGGUGGCUCCUCCAUUAAAGGAUACUGGCUAGAGAAGAGGGAGCGAGGAGCUGGGAUCUGGGGUCGUGUGAACAGGGCUCCAGUUACCAAGCCUGCAGUGAGGGGUUUGGAAUACACUGUACUGCGCCUUAAUGAAGGGUCAGAGUAUCAGUUCAGAGUGAGCGCUCAGAACAGUGCCGGAGUCGGACCUCCCAGUGAGGCAUCUCCAUGUGCAUUUGCUGUUGAUCCACACAAUCCCCCUAGUGCACCAGGAAUACCAGAGGUUAAGGACAAGACAAAGUCCAGCGUCACUCUCACUUGGACCCCACCAGAGAAAGAUGGUGGCAGCCCAGUCAAGGGCUACAUCAUUGAAGUUCAGGACACAGACUCUCUGGAUUGGAAGAGAGUAAGUGACCCUGAGAAGCUGCACCCCACCACUGAGUUCACCGUCCCAGACCUGAAAGAAGGCCAGAAGAUUAGAUUCAGAGUCACUGCUGUCAACGCUGCUGGAAAAUCUGAACCGAGCGCACGUUCCGCAGACACCACUGUCCAGGACAUCUUAAUUGAACCAACUCUAAGUCUGGAGAUCAGCGCCCAUGAUCUGUUGACCUGCAGAGCUGGAACUACUAUUAAAAUCCCAGUUGUGGUCACUGGUCGUCCAACUCCUAAAGUUACAUGGGAGUUUAAGGAUGGAACAGCUGAGACUGAGAAGAAGAAUGACAUCCAUAUCCUUCCAAUUGAUUCUGAGGUCACAUCAACUGAUACAACAUCAGUCAUCACCAUCCCUAAUAGCUGCCUUAAACAUGUCGGACGUUACUUCGUCACGGCUGAAAACGCAGCCGGACACAAGAACAUGAAAAUCAGAGUCGCAGUCCUUGAUGUGCCCGGUCCACCCAAAGACUUCAAAGUCACAGACAUCACAAGAGGCACAUGUAGACUUACAUGGAAGGCUCCAGAUAGUGAUGGUGGUGAAAGGGUGAAGAGUUACUUCAUUGAGAAGAAGACUGUAGAGGGAAAAGCUUGGACCAAGUGCAACCCAGCAUGUGCCGCUCUGUCCUUAGUUGUUCCUGACCUUAUAGAGGGACAGAAUUACCUGUUCCGUAUCCGGGCAGAGAACCGCUUUGGAUUUGGACCAAUGGUUGAGACCACUGAAAGUUCAAAGGCCAGAGAUCCUAUCCAUCCUCCUGAUCCUCCCACAAGAGUGAAGAUUCAAGAAGUUACUAAGGGCACAGCUACCCUGACCUGGAAGCCACCCAGGAACGACGGUGGAGCUCCAGUGACACACUACACUGUUGAUCGUCUGUGCUGGGACACCAGUGGAUCACAGAAGCAGUCCUGGAGACAGUGCAACAGGCGUGAUAUUGAGAAACUCACCUUCAAGGUUGAGGACCUGACCGAAGGAGAAGAGUAUGAGUUCCGUGUUAAGGCCGUGAAUGAAGCCGGACCCAGCAGACCAUCAUCUACCGUUGGACCAGUCUUCAUCCAAGACCAGACGCGUGCUCCUGCUAUCGAUCUGGAUGAGUUCAUGGAGGUUGAACAAGGAACUGACAUCAGCAUCAAGGCUAAGAUCAGGGGCUGUCCAUUCCCCACUCUCACCUGGUUCAAGGCUCCACCCCACAAGGGUGAAAACAAGGUUGAGGUGGCGUACGAUGAGCACAUCAACAAGAUUGUGUCUGAUGAUAGCUGCAUACUGCUGAUCCAACAGGGCAAGCGCUCAGAUACCGGCCUCUACACCAUCACAGCCAGCAAUAGCCUAGGAAAGGCAUCCAAGGAGAUGAGACUCAAUGUCUUAGGGCGUCCCGGACCACCAUCUGGUCCUGUGAAAUUUGAGGAAGUUGAUGCUGAGAAGAUCACCCUGUCGUGGCUGCCACCAAAGGAUGAUGGUGGCUCCAAGGUGACCAACUAUGUCAUUGAGAGGCGCGUAGCCAACCGGAAAACUUGGAUACAUGUGACCAAUGAACCCAAGGAGCGUAUCUGGACAGUAGAAGGCCUGAUGGAGGGGCAUGAGUAUGUGUUCCGAAUUUGUGCUCAGAACAAAUACGGAGUUGGAGAGCCUCUGGACAGUGAACCCGAACAAGCCAGAAAACUCUUUUCUGUUCCUGGCCAAUGCGAGAAGCCAACCAUUUCAGCCGUGGACCAUGAGUCUAUGGUUCUCAACUGGGAGGAGCCAGACGAGGAUGGCGGUAGUCCAGUGACUGGCUAUUGGCUUGAGCGUAAAGAGACCACCUCAAAACGUUGGAACAGGGUGACACGCGACCCCAUCCGGGUCAUGCCCCUGGAGAUGUCCUAUAAAGUGACUGGACUUGUUGAAGGAUCACAGUACCUCUUCCGGGUCACAGCUAUCAACGCAGCAGGAUGCGGACCUCCCAGUGCUUGUACUGACCCUACAUUCGCCAGAGAUCCUAUCACCGUCCCUGGACCUCCAACACCAAAAGUUACAGACUGGACCAAGUCAUCAGUGGAUCUGGUCUGGAUCCCACCACUGAAGGAUGGUGGGUCGAAGAUAACGGGAUACAUUGUUGAAUACUUAGAGGAGGGAACAGACAAAUGGGUUAAAGCUAAAGACAAGGAGCAUAGGAGCCUGACGUUGGUCGUUACUGGGUUAAAGACCGGUGGAGUCUACAAGUUCAGAGUGAUAGCAUUGAAUGCUGCAGGCCCUAGCGAACCUGGUGAAGUCACAGAUGCUAUUAAGGUCGAAGACAGGACAAUUGCUCCUGAGGUGGACCUUGAUGCCACAGUGAAGGAGAGGAUGGUAGUCCAUGCAGGUGGUGUUAUCCGCAUUCUGGCCUUCGUGUCUGGCCAGCCUGCUCCAGUGAUCACAUGGAGCCGCGACAAUGCUGCUCUUCCCCAAGAGGGAGUAGUUGAGACCACUGCCAUUAGCUCAUCACUGGUCAUCAAGCACUGCACCAGGAAACACCAAGGAGUCUAUACUCUGACGGCUGCUAACGCUGGAGGAGAGAAGAAGAGGUCUAUCAUCGUUGAUGUCCUGGAUGUUCCUGGUCCCGUGGCAGUACCAUUCACCGCAGAGAAUCUGACCAGUGACUCCUGCAAGCUGUGCUGGUUCUUCCCUGAGGACGAUGGCGGUUCUGCCAUCACCAACUAUGUCAUUGAGAAGCGUGAGGCGGAGAAGAAGGCAUGGACAUCUCUGUCUUACACGGUCACCAGGCACUCGGCGGUUGCCCAUGGACUGCAGUGCGGAAAGGCCUAUUUCUUCAGAGUUGCGGCUGAGAACGCCAUCGGAGUCGGGCCCUUCGUUAACACGGUGUGCGAAAUCGUCAUCAAGGAUCUUAUCUCCGUUCCUGACCGCCCAGAGGAUCUUGAAGUCACAGCGGUCCAUAAAGACUACAUUAGCUUAACAUGGAAACCUCCUGUGUCUGACGGAGGGUCAGAGGUCACCAGGUACAUUCUAGAGGCCCGUUCAAUCGGCAAGGACAAGUUCACACGGCUGACAAAGGAGAAGCUGAUGGAGCGGCGAUACACUUACGACGGUCUGAAAGAGGGGGAUACCUAUGAGUUCAGAGUUAGCGCUGUGAAUGAAAUUGGGCAGGGCAAGCCAUCAUUCUCCACCAAACCAAUUACCUGCAAAGAUGAACUCGAGCCCCCAACCAUUGAGCUUGACUUCCGUGACAAGAUUAUCAUCCGUGCUGGGGAGAGUAUGGCUCUCCAUGGUCGCUACACCGGAAAGCCAUCUCCAUCUAUCACGUGGUACAGAGAAGACAAGGAGCUAAAGGCAGAUCAGCACAUUCAUUUCAAAAACACACUGACAACCAUGACCUUAGGCCUUAUGAAACUCAAGCGUGAGCACAGUGGCAGAUAUUGCGUGGUGGUUGAAAACAGCAGUGGCUCUCGAAAGGGAAUUUGCAAUCUUAAUGUUGUAGAUCGCCCUACACCUCCAGUAGGUCCAGUCAUAUUUAAUGAGGUUCACAGAGACUUUAUGGUGAUCUCUUGGAAACCUCCUCUUGACUCGGGCGGAGUUGACGUGUCCAACUAUGUAAUUGACCAGAGAGACGUCCAUAGUGACAUCUGGAAGACCGUAACAUCGGCUUCGACAAAGCUGACAUGUAAAAUUCCCAGGUUAACUGAGGGAAGAGAGUACAUCAUGAGAAUUUGUGCUGAGAACAUGUACGGCAUCAGUGAUCCUCUGGAAUCAGAGGAGAUGAGAGCCAAAGAUCUAUUCAGAGUUCCUGAAGCACCAGAGACACCCAUUGUAAGAGAGGUGUAUGCCGAAAACUGCCUUGUGCUUUGGAAUAGACCCCGUGAUGGCGGCAAGCCUAUCACUAACUACAUCUUGGAGAAGAAGGAGCCAAAUGCACAGAAAUGGUCUCGUGCCACCAGAGAACACCUCUACCCAGCUACUCAGUUCAGGGUGCUUGACCUUGUUGAAGGAUGUCAAUAUCAAUUCCGGGUUAUGGCAGAAAAUGAAAUUGGCACUGGUGACCCUAGUCCCCCAUCAAAUACAAUUCUUGCCAAAGAUCCAAUUGUCCCUCCCAGUCCUCCUGUACUACCAGAGGCAAUCGACAAGACAAAGGACUCCAUAAGCCUGAAAUGGCAGCCCCCUCGCCAUGAUGGCAAAGGCAAAAUCUUCGGCUACCUUGUUGAGUACAAAAGGGUUGGUGCAGUCGAAUGGUUGAAGGGCAAUGAGACUCCUGAAGAGUGUCCACAAUGCAACUACAUUCUAAAGGGUGUGGAAGACGGGACGGAGUACAGCAUCCGAGUGUUCACCGUGAAUGCUGCUGGAUGCUCUGAGCCUGCCCUUUGUAAGAAAACCGUCAAAGUGCAUGACAGAUUGGAGGAACCGGAAUUGCUGCUUGAUGGCAACAUGUCGCGUGAUCAUCUUGCGAUGAUCGGAACAAAUAUCACUCUCAGUGCAGUGAUAAAGGGCAUGCCACCUCCCUCUGUGGUAUGGCAGAAGGAAGGAAAAGAUGUUCCUGCAGAUCGUUGUGCCAUUGCAGCCACUGCCACUGGCAGCAAACUCGUGAUACUCAAAUGUGUCCGCCCCGACAGUGGCAACUACACGCUCACUAUUGAAAACGCAGCUGGAAAGAAGUCUGCUACAUGCGCAGUGCUCGUCUUAGAUAAACCCGGACCUCCUCGGGACUUGAAAAUCUCUGAGAUCACCAGUGAGUCAGCCUACCUGACCUGGAAGGCUCCCGAGGACAAUGGAGGGGCUGUUAUUUCUCAUUACAUUGUGGAGAAGAAAGACGUGGCAUCUGAGAAAUGGGUACCAGUGGCUGCAGCCAACAAAAAACCUAGUCUGAUGGCUAUGUACUUGGUGGAGGGCACCCAGUAUCUGUUCCGUAUUGCUGCUGAGAACCAAUUUGGCAGAAGUGCCUACAUCGUGACUAAGACACCUAUUAAGGCUGUUGAUCCACUCUAUCCACCUGGUCCACCAAAGAAUCUGCAUCACGUCGACGCAGACAAGACUGAAGUCUGGCUCCAGUGGGAUUGGCCAGACCGUGACGGAGGAAGUGAGAUUACUGGAUUCAUUGUUGAGCACCAGGAAGGAGAGGGCAAAGACUGGGUCACCUUCAAGACUGUCAAUAAUCCUCAUUGCCAUGUCACUGGACUGGAGGAAGGAAAGACAUACCGCUUCCGUGUGAAGUCCCAGAAUGCUGUUGGUGUGAGCCGUCCUGACACUAGUGUUCCUGUAACCUGCCAGGAGAAACUCUUGCCACCAACUAUUUCAGUUGAUGUGAAGCUUAUUGAAGGUCUUAUUGUCAAGGCUGGAAGCACUUUUGUACUUCCAGCAGUCAUGACAGGAAUUCCCACUCCCACAGCCAAGUGGGUGAGUGACGGAAAGGAACUGGUGACAGAGGGCAAUGUCAAGAUCGACACUGAAGGCAUGAAUACAUCUCUCACCCUCACUGGGUGCGUCAGAGGUGACACAGGAGAGUAUCUCCUUACCGUGGCAAACCCUGCUGGAAGCAAGACUGUUGCUCUACACGUCACGGUGAUUGAUGUACCAGGUGCCCCAGUUGGCCCUAUCAACAUCCUUGAAGUUACCCCUGACCACAUGGUCAUCAACUGGAGACCGCCUAAAGAUGAUGGUGGCACUCCUGUGACAUGCUACAUUGUUGAGAGGAAGGAUACCAAAAAGGCCUGGGAACCAUGGACAGUUGUCUGUUCAGGAUGCACUGUUACAAAUGCUAAGAUUUCUCGAUUGGAAAAAGGUCGUGAAUAUGUUAUACGUGUUCGAGCAGAAAACAAGGUGGGCAUUGGUGCUGGACUUGAGAGUUCUCCUACAAUUGCCAAACAUUUGUUUGAUCCGCCUGGCCCACCAGGGCAGCCAAUCUGCUCUGAUAUCACAGAAAACGCUGUGACCUUAGAAUGGACUCUGCCCGACUACGACGGUGGCAGUCCAGUCACUGGCUAUGUAGUAGAGCGCCGGGAAAUGACAGGGAAAUGGAUUCGUGUCAACAAGACACCUGUAUUGGAUCUCAGAUACAGAGCAUCAGGUCUGUUCGAAAACAACACCUACGAGUUUAGGGUCUUUGCUGAGAACGUUGCCGGAGUAAGUGAGCCAUCUCUUCAGUCAGACCCAGUAAAAUGCACCCGUGCUAUUAGUAGGCCAGGGCCCCCAUUAAACCCUAAACUGAGGGACUGGAGCAAGUCAUAUGCAGACUUGGUGUGGACCAAGCCAACUAGAGAUGGAGGAAGCCCCAUCAUAGGUUAUAUUAUUGAAUGUAAGAAGUCAACCACUGGCAAAUGGGAAAAGAUUCAUAAGGAUCCCAUCCCGAUGUGCGCAUUCAGAGCAAUGGGACUCACUGAGGGCAUGGAAUACAGGUUCCGCAUUAGUGCUUCCAAUAUUAUUGGCGAUGGCAAGCCUACAGAGCUCCCAGAAACAGUCCUUGCUAAAGACAUUCUUGUUCCCCCAGAGCUGACAGUUGAUGUUGCUUGUCGUGACCUUCUUACAGUCAGGGCAGGACAGAGUAUAAACCUUGUAGCUAGAGUUAAAGGUAGACCAGAUCCUGAUAUCACUUGGUCUAAGGAUGCCAGAAUUCUAGGCAAUGACAAGCGUAUGGAGAUGAACAACAACUACCCACUGGUGGAGCUUGUGAUUUCAGAUGCAGUAAGGCAAGACUACGGCAAGUAUGCUAUACUUGCCAAAAAUAGCAGUGGUCAAGCACAGGCUACUAUUAUUGUGAAUGUGCUUGACACUCCAGGAGUCUGUCAGAAUCUGAAGACCACUUAUGUAACUAAAGAUUCUUGCAUGGUUUCCUGGGAGAACCCAGAGGAUAAUGGGGGCACUGAAAUAACACAGUUCAUUAUUGAGUGCCGUCAACCUAGUCAAAGGACAUGGACAUUGAUAUCAAAUGAUUGCACCAAACGCCUUAUUAAGGCACCACUGCAAGAGGGUUGUGAAUACUUCUUCCGUGUGAGUGCCGAGAACAAAAUUGGUGCUGGACCCUCAACAGAGACUAAAACUGCCAUCCUAGCGGUAGAUCCCAUUGAGAAGCCUGGUGAACCCAUUGACUUCAUAAUAUCUGAGAUCGGCAAGACAUUUGUCUUCCUGAAAUGGAAGAAGCCAGACUAUGAUGGUGGCAGCCGUAACCUGGGCUAUCAUGUUGAAAGGAAACCUAAAGUGGCAGAGGAAUGGGAGAGAUUGCACAAGGGUGCAAUUAAAGAAACCUACUUCAUGGCGGACAAGUGCAUAGAAAAGGAAAUUUAUCAGUUCAGGGUACAGACCAAGAAUGAGGGAGGUGAGAGCAACUGGGUGACAACCGCAGAGGUGGAGGUUAAAGAGCAGUUAGUGGUGCCAGAGAUCAAGUUGAAGUUGCAGGGGACUCUGGUGGUUAACGCUGGUGACUCCAUCCGAAUUGAAGCUGAUGUCAAGGGAAAACCAGUGCCUGAAGUCAAGUGGUCGAAGGAAAAUGACACAGGGGACGUAACCAAGAGCUCAAGGCUCCAGAUAGAAGCCGGUGUAGAGUUCUCUAAAUUUGUGUUGACAAAUUCAAGGCGUGGAGAUACCGGAAAAUAUCAAAUCACUGCUACUAAUAGUGCUGGGACAGCCACGGGAUUGGCAAAUGUGUGUGUCCUUGAUAGACCUGGUCCUGUCAGCAACCUGGUUGUAGAUGGUGUUACGGUGGAUAGAUGCAUGUUGACAUGGAACAUUCCAGAAGAUGAUGGCGGAUGUGACAUUUAUAAUUACAUCAUUGAGAAGUGUGAGAAGAAGAGAAUGGUGUGGUCCAUACAUUCUUCAGCUGUGAUCACCAACUCUGCUAAAGUAACCCGCCUUAUAGAAGGAAAUGAAUACAUAUUUAGAGUUCGUGCAGAAAACAAGAUGGGGGCAGGUCCAGCAGUCGAGAGUGCCUCUAUUGUGGCAAGGACCGAAUUUAGUAAACCAGGAAUUCCAGAAGCACCAGAAAUUACAAAGAUCUCCAAGGGAGAGAUGACCGUAACAUGGAGCCCUCCUGAGUAUAACGGUGGAAAGGAAAUCUCUGGUUACAUUCUGGAGAAGAAGGAAGCGUAUGCUGUCCGAUGGUCUCCUUGCACCAAGCAUUCCAUUGAUUCAACUCAACUGACUGUAACUGGUUUGCACCGUGACCAUGAAUAUCAGUUCCGUGUCAGGGCUGAGAAUGAAAUCGGAAUUGGUGAACCGAGCAAACCGUCAAGAUCCCUCACUGCCAGGGACUCUCUUGAGGUCCCAGCUGCUCCAACAAAUCUGAAAGUUGCUGACAGUACAAGGACCUCAGUUACACUGAACUGGACCAAGCCUGUUUCUGAUGGUGGAGCUCCUAUUAUUGGCUAUGUGGUAGAAAUGAGGAUUAAGGGCAGCAAGGAUGCCUGGAAGAGGUGUAAUGUAGCAGCCCAGCUGGUUGUAUGUGAAUUCACAGUCUCAAGUCUGGAUGAUCAUGAAUUUUAUGAGUUCCGUGUUUCUGCCCAAAAUCAAUGUGGUAUGAGCUUACCAGCGGAUCUUGCAAUGCCUGUGCAACCCAAGGAUAUCCUUGAGGCACCUGAAAUUAACUUGGAUGCCAGUCUGAAGGAGGGCCUGACCGUGAGGGCUGGAUGUCCCAUCCGACUGGUGGCCACAAUCAGAGGAAGGCCAGCACCCAAAGUCACUUGGAGAAGAAUGGGAAUAGAUAACGUUGUCAGAAAGGGACAUGUGGAUAUCAUUGACACAAUGACCUUCCUGGUUAUCCCUGAUAGUACACGUGACGAUACAGGCAAAUACUCCCUCACCCUGCACAGCCCAGCUGGGGAGAAGGCAGUGUUUGUCAAUGUCAAAGUAAUGGACACCCCAGGGCCUGUAGUGGGUCUGGAAGCCACAGAUAUCAAAUAUACAUCUGCAAAGCUGUCAUGGUCACCCCCUGAAAUGGAUGGUGGCAGUGCAGUCACUCAUUAUAUUAUUGAGAAGCGUGAAAUCGACCGCAAGACCUGGGGAGCAGUGGCAAACAAUGUCAAGGAGACUGAAAUGACAGUCAAACAACUUGUUUCAGGCACAGAGUAUUACUUCAGAGUCAUAGCUGUGAAUGAAUAUGGUCCUGGAGUUCCAAAAGCCACACCAAAGUCCUACAUAGCAACUGAUCCUGUCAGCAAACCUGAACCAUGUCCGAAAAUUGAUGUACUGGAAAUUACGAAGAAUAGUGCACUUCUGGGAUGGCUGAAACCAUUAAGUGAUGGGGGAGCUAAGAUAGAUGGUUAUAUAAUUGAAUACCUGAAGCUGAUCCCACCAAAACCAAAACCAGUUGAAUUGGUGGAACCAGUAACAGGAGAAGAAGGUGUUUCCCCUCCAGAACCUGCACCAGCACCUGUGGUUGUGGAGAAACCAGAGGAAGAUAAGCCCGAACCAGAGUGGAUGGCAUACACAACUGUUAAAGAUUUAACACUUUCUGUUAGUGGACUCAAAGAGGGUAUGAAGUACAAAUUCCGGGUGGCAGCAAGAAAUAUAAUGGGUCGCAGUUCGUACACCGAAACUAAGGACGCUUACGAAAUUAAGGAACAGAUGUUGGAACCCAAGAUUGUGAUGCCAGAGUCUGUCUCUGCCAAAGCAGGAGCUAAACUUAGGGUGGAAGCUCUUGUGUCUGGAAAGCCAUCGCCAACAUGUAAAUGGAUGCGUGGAGAGGACAAGGUUGUUUCCUCUAGUCGUCUUGCUGUGCACAAAUCUGCAAACAUGUGUGUGCUCAUCAUCAAAGACGUCUCAAGAACUGACAGUGGCUUAUACAGCCUGGUUGCUGAGAACAGCUGUGCUAAAGUAGAUCAGCAUAUUAAAAUCAUCAUCAGAGAUAUCCCUGGAGCGCCUGAGCCUCCAUUUGAGAUCAGUGACAUUGACGCUGAUGCCUGCACGCUGUCAUGGAAAGCACCAACUGAAGAUGGAGGAAGCCCUAUUACAAACUAUGUAGUUGAGAAGUGUGAUGUGAGCAGAGGUGACUGGGUCAACGCUGUGUCGUCCUGUGGCAAGGCCGGCUGUAGACUGGGAAAGCUUAUCCCUGGAAAGGAAUACAUCUUCCGUGUCCGCGCUGAGAACCGCUAUGGAAUCUCAGACCCCCUAACAUCUGACAGGAUGAUUGCCAAAUUCCCAUUCGAUGUUCCCAGUGAGCCUUUGAACUGCCACAUCACCAAGGUCAACAAGGACUGUAUGUUCUUGGCCUGGGACAAACCUGAGAGGGAUGGUGGUAGCCCUAUUACUGGCUACUACAUUGAACGCAAAGAGAGGAACAGCCUCCUUUGGGUCAAGGCAAAUGACUCAGUUGUGAGAUCCACUGAAUAUCCCUGUGCAGGUCUUAUUGAGGGCUUAGAAUACAACUUCAGAGUAUCUGCCAUCAAUCGUGCUGGACAGAGUAAGCCAAGCAAGAAGUCUGACUUUGUCACAGCUAGGACACCAGUUGACGCACCAGGUAAACCAGAGGUUCUUGAUGUUACCAAGAACACAGUCCACUUAAUAUGGACCAAACCAAAGAACGACGGUGGAAGCAAGAUCAUCGGAUAUUAUGUUGAAGCCCUGAAGCUCCCUGGAGACACAUGGCUUCGUUGCAACACCAGCAGUCAGAAUGUACCCAGAGAAGAGUACACUGUAACAGGGCUGGAAGAAGAUAUGCAGUAUCAGUUCAGAGUCAUCGCGAAGACCGCUGUCAACAUAAGCCGGCCAUCAGAAAUCACAGAACCAGUCCUGGUCUCUGCAGAGAAGGUUCCACCAAGGAUAGAAUUAGGAAUCCCGAUGAAGAGGCUGAAGCCAGUGAAAGCAAGGGCAAAUGUACUCCUGGAGGCGGAGGUGUUUGGAAAACCUAUGCCUAAGGUCACAUGGAAGAGGGGAGAGGAAGUGUUGAAAGCUUCUGAGACUUUGAAGAUGUCUCAGUUGAGGCAUCUCUUCAGCAUAGAGCUCCUUGGAGUAACCAAGGAACAGACGGGAACAUACACUAUUUUGGCAGAAAAUGCAAGUGGAUCCAAAACGGAAGAAAUUAAUCUGAAGGUUUUCGAUGUUCCCGGUCCACCAGCCUCUGUCAAGUUUGGCGACGUGUUUGCCAACAGUGUACAGAUCAGUUGGGAAGCUCCUCUGGCUGAUGGAGGCUCAGACAUCACAAAUUACAUAGUUGACAAACGUGAGACGAGCAGAGCUGAAUGGGCUCAGGUAGCAGCCAAUAUCCAGGGUAAUGUGUUUGAACACAUCACCAAGAAACUGAUCGAGGGACAAGAGUACCAGUUCCGCGUCCGUGCAGUGAACAGAUUUGGGGUUGGAGAUGCUAUCUUGACGAAUCCUGUUGUUGCCAGGAAUCCAUUCACUGUCCCUGGAGCAUGUGAGGCACCAAUCAUCACAAACAUCACCAAAGACCACAUGACUGUUAGUUGGAAGGAACCAGCUAAUGAUGGCAAGUCAACCAUCCUCGGUUACAUGGUGGAGAAGAAGGAAAGUAAGGAUAUCACCUGGACUAAAGCGAACAGAAAACCCAUUACAGAGAGAACCUUGGAAGUUGCUGGUCUGUCAGAGGGAGCAGAAUAUGAAUUCAGAGUAACUGCCCUGAAUGCAGCUGGCCUUGGCAAACCCAGUGAUCCAUCCACUGCUGCUUUAGCACAUGAUCCUAUUCAUCCUCCUGGCCCACCUGUGAACCCAAUGGUGACUGACGUCAGCAACUGCACAAUCAGCCUGUCCUGGACUAAACCAGCCAAUGAUGGUGGGAGUGAAAUCCUGGGAUACCUUGUUGAAUGCAAGAGAACCGACGCAACAGACUGGAUCAGAUGCAAUGUGCCCAAGAACCUCCAAGACACAUUCUAUGUUGUUCAGAACCUUAUUUAUAAAUCAGAAUAUCAGCUGCGUGUGUCUGCAGUGAACAAAGUGGGCUUCAGUGAAACAUGCGAAGUGCCUGGAAAACAUGUUGCAAAGGAUAUUUUAGUUCAUCCUGAGGCAGAACUAAGUGCUGAGCUGAAGGAUGUUCUGGAGCUUCGUGCUGGAGCAAAAAUGAAACUUUAUGCCACAAUAAAGGGUCGCCCCACCCCCAAGGUGAUUUGGGCUAAAAUGAACACCAACAUCAAGGAGAGACAGGGCAUCAUCAUCAAGACCACCGAUACCGACACCAUGGUUUUAGUCGAGAGUUGCAACAGAUAUGAUGCGGGCAAAUAUAUCCUGACUCUUGAAAGUGCCGGUGGAAUGAAGAUGUAUACAAUUGUUGUCAAGGUUUAUGAUACCCCUGGACCACCAGUCAAUCUUAUUGUCAAGGAAACAACUAAGGAUAGUGCCAAGAUCAUUUGGGAUACUCCUCUUAUCACUGGGGGUAGUGAAGUAACAGGUUUCAUUAUUGAAAAGCGUGAUGCAGAGAGAAAAGCUUGGUCUUUAGUUAAAGAUAAAUAUGACAAAACCUCUAUCGUGAUCCCUGAUUUGGAGGCUGGUAGAUCUUACUGUUUCAGAGUCAUGGCUGUGAAUGAAUAUGGCAUUGGAGAGGUGUGUGAAACGACAGAUUCAGUUAGAGCUUCCGAGGAACCCAGUCCAGUCAAGGACUUCAAGCCCGUGUUAGUCACCAAGGAUGGAUGCACUCUUGGAUGGAAAAGACCUCUCAGUGAUGGCGGUAGCCGCAUCAUCGCGUAUGUGCUCGAGGUUAUGAAUGGAGAUGACCAUUGGAAGGAGCUUAUGAGUUCCAAGAAUAUGCAGUACAGUGCCAAGGAUUUGGUGGAAGGAAAAGAAUAUAAAUACAGAGUCAAAGCAGUCAAUGACUCUGGUGACAGUCCAUACAAAGAGCUGACUGUGGUGGCUAAAGACCAGAUCAUUCAACCUGGAGUUGACCUGCGGGGCCUUCCCAAUCUGUGUUACAUUGCAAAGGAAGGAAGUAUUGUCCGCAUUAAGCUCCCAAUUUAUGGCAAACCUACUCCCAAAUGCUCCUGGAAGAAGGGUGAGGAUGAGAAUUUGACAGAUACUGGAAGAGUUUGCGCAGAAUCCACAGCUGUCAGCACAACCCUCCUUAUCCGUGACUGCCAGAGGAGUGAUGCCUCCAAGUAUACCAUCACACUGAAAAACAGUUCUGGAUUCAAGGAGUCCACUAUCUUUGUUAGAGUGGUUGGAAAACCAGGAAUGCCGGUUGCUCCAAUAAAGUUUAAGGAUGUCACUGCUGAUGGGUGUACACUGAGAUGGACUGCACCUAAGGAUGAUGGUGGAUCAGAGAUAACCAACUAUACUCUUGAGAAAAAGGAUUCCGUAACUAACAUGUGGGUUAGCAUUGCCACUGAUAUUGAAGCAGUUUCCAAUAUUACUACAUUCAGAGUAACAGGUCUUCACGAGGACACAGAAUAUGUCUUCAGAGUCUGUGCACAGAACAAGUAUGGUAUUAGUGAAGGACUCAAAUCGGAGCCAAUUGUUGCCAAGCAUCCAUUCAAUGUACCUGAUGCACCACCUGCACCUGUUAUCAUAAGUAUGCGCCAUGAUUCAUCAUUAUUGGCCUGGUCUGACCCAAGAAAGACUGGAGGCUCUCCAAUUACUGGUUACCGUGUUGAAUUCAAGGAAAAGAACAGCAUGCUGUGGAAGAGGUCAGGAGGAGUCAUUAAGAUGAAGGAACACAAGGUCACUGGCUUAACUGAGGGUCUAGAAUAUGAAUUCAGAGUUAUGGCCACAAAUCUGGCAGGUGUGGGCAGAGCAAGUCCUCCAACUGAAGCACAUGUUGCAUUGGAUCCAAUUGAUGCCCCUGGUAAACCUGAUGUGAUCAGUAUCACAAGAAGUACUGUAACACUUCAGUGGACUGAGCCCAAGUUUGAUGGUGGACAUAGACUGACUGGCUAUAUUAUUGAAAAACGAGAUUUACCUUCCAAGAUCUGGCAAAAGGCUAACAGUGUCAAUGUUGUGGACACAGCAUACACUGUGAAAGAUCUGCAGGAGGGUUGUAAGUUUGAGUUUAGAAUCAGGGCAAAGAAUUCUGCUGGAGCACUGAGCCCUCCUUCUGAACAAACAGAUACACUUGUGUGCAAAGAUGAAUAUGAGGCACCAACCAUCAUUAUUGAUUCCACUGUUAAAGAAGGACUCACAGUCAGAGCGGGUGACCAUAUCGUCAUAACAGCAACAAGCAUUCUAGGCAAACCACCGCCAACAUCAAUGUGGUCUAAGGGUGGGAAAUACUUCAAGCCUUCAGAUAUCUGCCAGAUUGAGUCUUCUGCAACGUCCUCGACACUGACUGUCAAAUAUGCUAGCCGAUUGGAUUCGGGAGAUUACACAAUUACAGCCAACAAUCCGUUUGGUGUCUCAGAAGAGACUGUGAAAGUGAAGGUUAUGGAUGUGCCUGCAGCUCCAGGUCCUGUUGAGGUCAGUGGAGUUUCAUCUGAGAAGGUUACACUAACCUGGACACCACCGACUGAAGAUGGUGGAUCUCCAGUUAAAUAUUAUACCCUGGAGAAGAGAGAAACAAGUCGUCUCCUUUGGACCAUUCUUUCAGAAAAAGUACUUGACUGUCACUAUGUUGCCAAGAAUCUAAUUCAGGGAAAUGAAUACAUCUUCCGUGUGAAGGCAGUUAAUCAAUAUGGUCCUGGAGACGCUGCAGUUUCUGGGCCAGCUAAGAUGGUGGACCAAUUUGGUCCUCCUGGUCCGCCAUCAAAACCUGAGAUUGAAGAAAUUGGAGGCAACUAUGUCAAAAUCAAUUGGAAAAGACCUGUUGAUGAUGGUGGUACCAACAUCACAGGCUACAUGGUUGAAAAGAAAGAAAGAAAGGGAAUGAGAUGGGUUAGGGCAGCGAAGAAGUCAAUUGCUGAACUCUCAUAUCAAGUAACCGGACUCACAGAGAAAGUUGAAUAUGAAUUCAGAGUGGUUGCAGAAAAUAAAGCAGGCUUCGGAGAGCCAAGUGAACCAUCAGCACAUGUUACAACCAAAACUGUAAAAUAUGCACCUGGACCUCCAAUCAACCCAAGAAUUACAGAUACAACAAAAUCGUCUGCAACAUUCUUGUGGGGAAAACCACUUGAAGAUGGCGGACUUGAAAUCACAGGGUACUUUGUUGAACAUAAAAAAGAUGGAGAAGAGGAAUGGUUCAAGGACACGCCAACUGCUCCACUGAGAAUUACAGAAUUUGUUGUUCCUAACUUGGAAGUGGGAGCAAAAUACCACUUCAGAGUCUGUGCAAUGAAUGCAGAGGCAGUUGGUGAACCAGCUCAAACUGAAGAACUGGUUGAAAUUAUUGAACGUGAAGAAAAGCCAGACCUUGAACUGGAUGUUGAACUGAGAAGAACUCUUGUUGUUAGGGCAGGAUGUUCCAUCCGCAUAUUUGUUCCCAUUAAAGGACGCCCAGCUCCUAGUGUAGCCUGGACAAAGGAUGAAGAUGCACCUCUGAAAGUGCGUGCUAACAUUGAUAGCACAGAGUCAUAUACUAUGCUUGUCAUCCCUGACUGCAAAAGAUAUGAUGCAGGAAGAUACAACUUAACCCUUAAAAAUGCUGCAGGAGAGAAGACCGCUCAUGUCAAUGUAAGAGUCCUGGAUUCACCUGGACCACCAAUUAACCUGAAGCCAAAGCACAUUGACAAAGAGAGCAUCACUCUUCAGUGGGAACCACCGCUCAUUGAUGGUGGCUCAAAGAUAACGAACUAUAUAAUUGAAAAGAGAGAGUCCACACGUAAAGCAUAUUCCACCAUUAUAUCAGUAUGUCCAAAUAGCACAGCGAGAAUUCCUGAUCUAGCAGAAGGAUCUGAAUAUUACUUCAGAGUAUCAGCUGAAAAUGAGUAUGGAAUUGGUGAGUCGGUUGAGACUACAGACCCAAUUCGAGCAUCUCAAGCACCAUCUCCCCCUCAGAGUGUCUAUGCCACAGAUGUCACCAAGAACUCUGUAAGUCUUGCAUGGACAAAGCCGAAACAUGAUGGUGGCAGUAGAGUUAGUGGAUAUGUCCUUGAAGCUAGAAAGAAGGGAGGAGACCAGUGGUCCCAUGUAACAACUGUUAAGACUAUGGACUUUAUAGUGAAGAACCUGAAUGAAUAUGAGGAGUAUGUAUUCCGUGUCAUGGCUGUGAAUCAAUCUGGUAGAAGUGGUCCCUGUGAAAGCAAGCCUGUUACUAUCAAGGAAACAACAACAAUGCCAGAAUUUGACCUGCGUGGAAUAUGUCAGAAGAUUGUCAUUGUCAGGGCAGGAGAUGAUAUUAAAGUUGAGAUUCCAGUAAUGGGCCGUCCAAGACCGACUGUUUCAUGGACAAAAGAUGGCCAGCACCUCAAGAUUACUCCGAGAAUAAUUACUGAAAGUACUGCAACCACAUGCCUCCUGAAUAUUACAGAAUGCGUAAGGAGCGACAGUGGUCAUUAUGCAAUGACAGGGAAGAACAUAGUUGGCUCAGUGACAGAUAGUAUAAUCGUUAAAGUGCAUGAUGUCCCUGGACCACCAAAAGGACCAAUAAAAAUAGAGGAAAUCUCUCGUACUCAUGCUGUCAUUUCUUGGGGAACACCUGAGAAUGAUGGAGGUGUACCAAUCAAUAAUUACAUUGUUGAUUUAAGGGAAACCACAGGAACCUCAUGGGUAGAAUUAACAUCAUCAGCAAUCCGUACAAUAUUCAAAGCCACUCGUCUGAAGACUGGUACAGAAUACCAGUUCCGAGUCAAAGCUAAGAACCGAUAUGGUGCUGGCCAGGCAAUCAUCUCAGAAGCAGUGGUUGCUGCAUAUCCUUUUAAACCCCCUGGGCCACCUGGUACUCCAAAGGUUGUAGCCUUUACCAAAGACACAAUGACAAUUGGCUGGAAUGAACCCGUUUCUGAUGGUGGAAAUGAAGUAAUUGGAUACCACAUUGAGAGGAAAGAGAGAAGCAGCAUCCUCUGGCAAAAGAUAAGCAAAUCCAUUGUGAAAGAUAAUCAAUUCAAAUCAAAUGGAUUAGAAGAUGGAGUCGCAUAUGAAUUCCGUGUCUCUGCAGAAAAUCUGGCUGGAAUUGGUAAACCAAGCAAGGCUUCAGAGGCAAUGCUAGCCCUUGAUCCAGUGGACCCACCAGGUCAGCCAAAACCAAUCUAUGUUUCCAAGAAUAUAGUGACAAUUCAGUGGACAAAGCCUGAAUAUGAUGGUGGAUUCAAGAUUACUGGCUACAUAGUAGAGAAGAGAGACUUACCAUCAGGUCGCUGGAUGAGAGCUAACUUCACAAACAUUAUUGAGACCACUUUCACUGUAAGUGGAUUAACACAGAAUGAGGCCUAUGAAUUCCGUGUUCUUGCUAAAAAUGCAGCUGGUUCAAUAAGUGAACCAUCCGAGCCGUCUGAUCCCAUCACCUGCACAGAUGACAUUGUGGAACCACGAAUCAUGGUUGAUGCCAAAUUCAAGGAUGUGAUCUUACUGAAAGCUGGGGAAACCUUCAAACUUGAUGCAGAUGUGGCAGGCCAACCACUACCAUCUAUGGUGUGGACUAAGGAUGGAAAGGAUGUUGAAAAUACAAUGAAACUAUCAAUUAAAAUGACAGAUUUAACAUCAACUCUGAUUAACAAAGACUCACUAAGAAGAGAUGGAGGUGAAUUUGUCCUGACAGCCACAAAUGUUGGAGGGUUUGCCAAGCAUAUCUUCAAUGUCAAAGUACUUGACCGGCCAGGUCCACCUGGAGGACCUAUUGUGGUGUCAAAUAUUACAUCUGACAACUGUGUCUUGGAAUGGACUCCUCCUGCAGAUGAUGGUGGUGCAGAUGUUGACCAUUAUGUAAUUGAAAAGCGUGAAUCAAGCAGACUUGCAUGGACAAAUGUGGCAUCAGGCUUCACUGGCACCCAAAUCAAGGUUGACAAGUUACUCAAAGGAAAUGAGUACAUUUUCAGAGUAAUGGCUGUCAACAAGUAUGGAGUUGGAGAGCCGCUUGAAUCUGUACCAACUAUUGCAAACAACCCAUGGGUGCCAGCAGAUCCUCCAAGAGAUCCUGAAGUAACAAUAAUCACCAAGGAUUCAAUGAUUCUUAUGUGGAAGGCUCCUGAGUGUGAUGGUGGAACUCCAAUUACAAACUAUAAUAUUGAAAGGAAAGACAAAAUUGGUCUUCGUUGGGUAAAAUGCAACAAAAAGAAAGUAACAGACUUGCAGUUUAAGGUGACAGGGCUCCUAGUAACACAUGAGUAUGAAUUUAGAGUUAUUGCAGAGAAUGCAGCUGGAUUAAGUUUACCUAGCAACUCAAGUCCUUUCUACAAGGCUACUGAUACUCUCUACCAACCAGGCCCUCCAGGCAACCCAAGAGUCUUAGACACAACUAAGUCGUCCAUUACGAUUGCAUGGAACAAGCCAAACUAUGAUGGUGGUUCUGAAAUCAUAGGAUACAUUGUGGAGACCUGUGUUCCUGGGGAGGAGGAAUGGACAAUUGUUACUAAACCAGGUGGAAUAAUGGCUACAUCAUUUACCCUUACCAAUUUAAAGGAGGGCCAAGAGUACAACAUUCAAAUAUCUGCUGUAAACAGUGAGGGCAUUGGAGAGGAAGCAACUGUUCCUGGCUCACCAAAAGCUGAAGACAGGCUGCUUCCACCAGAAUGUGACCUGGAUGCAGAACUAAAGAAGGUUGUAAAUAUCAGAGCCUGUAACACAUUAAGACUAUUUGUACCUAUCAGAGGAAGACCUUCACCUGUUGCAAAAUGGACCAAAGAAGAUGGUGAACCUAUUACAAGAGCAACCAUUGAAAGCACGACAUCUUACACAUCACUGGUAAUAGGAAAUGUCAACCGAUUUGAUAGUGGGAAGUAUGUGCUCACAAUAGAAAACAGUUCAGGAUCAAACACUGCUACUGUAAAUGUUAGAGUGCUAGAUACCCCAGCUGCCCCACAAAAUCUUAAGAUCAACAAUGUCACUAAAGAAUCUGUCACUCUUAUCUGGGACCCGCCAGUAAAUGAUGGUGGCGUAAAGAUUAAGAACUACAUUGUUGAAAAGCGUGAAUCAACAAGGAAAGCAUAUGCUACCGUCAAUUCUAACUGUCAUAAGAACACAUGGACCAUUGACCAACUACAAGAAGGAUGUAACUACUACUUCAGAGUUUUAGCCGAAAAUGAAUAUGGAAUUGGUCUGCCAAUUGAAACCCGUGAAUCAGUUAAAGUUUCUGAAAAACCACAGCCUCCUGCCAAAGUUACCCUUGUGGAUGUUACCAAGACAAGUGCCACCCUGUCUUGGGAGAAACCAGAGCAUGAUGGAGGAAGUAGAGUGGUAUGCUAUGUUGUUGAGAUGCGAAGCAAAGGUGCAGAGAAAUGGGUCCAAUCUUCUAUUGUGAAAACAUUAGAAGCAGUUGUCUCUGGACUGACACCAGGUGGAGAGUACAUGUUCCGCAUAUCAGCAAGAAAUGAAAAAGGAACAAGUGAUCCACGUCAAAUUGGAGUGCCAGUAAUUGCAAAGGAUCUUGUGAUUGCACCAUCUGCUAAAAUGUUGUUCAACACAUUUAGUGUAUUAGCAGGAGAAGAUUUGACAGUACAGAUUCCAUUUAUUGCUCGUCCCCGAGCAAAUAUUUCAUUCAUAAAGGACAAUCUUCCAUUGAAGUGUACCACCAGAGUUAGCUUUGGAGGAUCAGACAAACUGAUAAAUCUUAAAAUCAAUGAGUCCUGCAGAGAAGAUGUUGGUCAGUACCAAAUCAUACUUGCAAACACUGCUGGGGAAACAUCUUUACACAUCUCAGUAGUUGUUCUUGAUAAACCUGGACAACCAAAAGGCCCAAUUAAAGUUGAGGCUGUUACUACUGACAGCGUGCUUUUUUCAUGGUCUCCACCUGAGUAUGAUGGCGGUGCCACAAUCAACAGCUACAUUGUAGAAAAGAGAGAUACAUCCACACAAAAUUGGUUGGUCGUGUCUUCAAAUCAUGCAAGAACAACGAUUAAAGCUUCAAGGCUGAAAACAGGUUCAGAGUAUCAGUUCAGGGUUACCGCUCAGAACAGGUAUGGAAAGGGCCCAUCUCUGAAUUCAGAAUCUGUUAUUGCUCAGUAUCCAUUCAAAGUUCCCGGCCCUCCUGGAACACCAUCUGUACAAUCAUCCACAAAGGAUAGCAUGGUAGUCAUUUGGAAUGAGCCUGUUAAUGAUGGUGGAAGUGCUGUGCUGGGAUAUCAUCUUGAGCGCAAAGACAGAAACAGUAUUCUCUGGGUAAAGCUCAACAAGUCUCUUAUCCAAGAUACAUGUUACAAGACCACUGGACUGGAACCAGGUCAGGAAUAUGAAUUCAGAGUAUAUGCUGAAAACAUUGUUGGAAUAGGAAAAGUUAGCAAACUCUCUGAAGGUCAUGUUGCAAGAGAUCCCUGCGAUCCCCCUGGAGACCCUGUAGCUACAAAGAUAACCAAGGAUUCUGUAACAAUUGCAUGGACAAAACCAGAGUAUGACGGUGGAGCCAGCGUUACUGGCUAUAUUGUAGAGAAGAAAGAGUUGCCAGAGGGCCGUUGGGUAAAAGCCAACUUCACAAAUAUAAUUGAAACUGAGUAUACGGCAACUGGCCUUGUGGAAAAUGAGAAAUAUGAGUUCCGUGUUAUUGCAAGAAAUGCAGCUGGUGUGUUUAGCCUUCCCUCAUACAGUACUGGACCAAUUACUGCUAAAGAUGAAAUUGACCCUCCUCGUAUUAGCAUUGAUCCUCAGUUCACACAAACUGUUUAUGUUAAUUCUGGAGAGAGCUUCAAAAUCGAUGCAGAUGUACAUGGUAGUCCAAUACCCGAAAUCUUCUGGAUGAAAAAAGGCCACGAGACACCCCUUACAAACACUAUAACCAGAGAUAUUAAAAACACAGACAGCACUACUCUGUUGACUGUUAAAGAAGCCAAACUUGAAGAUGGCGGACAGUACAUUCUACUUGUAAAGAAUCCAGGAGGUGAAAAGUCAGUGAAGAUAAAUGUGGUGGUUCUAGAUAAACCUGGGCCACCACAAGGUCCUAUCUCUGUGACUGGCGUGAAAAAUGAUCAGUGUUGCCUUGCAUGGAAAUCACCACUAUAUGAUGGCGGUAGUAAAAUCACCCAUUACGUCAUAGAGAGAAGGGAGAGCAGCAGAUUAGUUUGGACUAUUGUUGAUAAUAAGUGUGAGUCAAAUAAUCUGAAGGUUACAAAACUCUUGGAGGGAAAUGAGUACAUUUUCAAAGUCCAGGCUGUAAACAAAUUUGGACACAGUGUGGGUCUUGAAUCAAAUCCUGUCACUGUCAAAGACCCAUUCAGUCCUCCAGGUUCACCAAGUCGGUUGGAAGUUUCCGAUGUUAAAAAGGAUUCAAUGGUAAUUUCCUGGGAGGCACCUGGAGAUAAUGGUGGCAGUGAUAUAACUGGAUACAUUAUUGAGAAACAUGACAAGGAGGGUGUGAGGUGGACCAGAUGCAAUAGGAAGACAGUUAGCGACUUAUCCUAUAAAGUCACAGGACUUAUGGAAAGUCACAAUUAUGAAUUUAGAGUUCUGGCUGAGAAUAUUGCUGGAGUUGGAGAGCCAAGCUCACCUACAGUUUUCUUCAAGGCUUUGGAUCCGAUCUUCAGACCAGGUGCACCGCUUAAUCCUAAAGUAACUGACAUCAGCAAAAAUUCUGUUUUCCUUUCAUGGGGCAAACCUAUAUAUGAUGGAGGGUGUGAGAUUCAAGGAUACAUUGUUGAGAGAUGCGAAGCACAAGGAGAAGCUGAAACAGCACCUGUGGAGGGAGCACCCACCAAAGCAGGACCCGUUGAGCCAGCACCCGCACCCACAGAUGCAACAUCUGCUGAGGCAGAACCUUCUGAGGUGUGGACAAUCUGCACUCCACCAAGUGGCAUCAAACAGACAAGAUUUGAAGUUGAAAAAUUGGAGGAAAUGCACAUGUACAAGUUUAGAGUUUGUGCUAUCAACAAACUUGGAGUUGGAGACCACGCAGAUGUCUCUGGAAUCAUUCUUGUCAAAGAGAGGAUUGAGGAACCAGAUCUAGAUAUUGACCCAGACCUGCGGAAGGUUGUCAACAUUAAGGCUGGAUGUUCCCUCAGACUGUUCAUUCCCAUCAGAGGCCGUCCUCAACCUGAAAUCAAAUGGGGAAAGGAUGAUGGUCCAGUUAAGGAGAAUGCACUAAUUGAGGUGACAAGUAGUUACACAUCCCUUGUGAUUGACAAUGUCACCAGAUUUGACAGUGGAAAAUAUACUGUUUCUGCAGAAAAUGCAAGUGGCAAAAAAUCUGCUGUAAUUAGCAUUAGAGUUCUUGACACACCUAGUGCCCCAGUCAACCUUAAAGUGAAAGACAUCACUGGUGAAUCAGUGACACUUACUUGGGACAUACCUGUGUUAGAUGGAGGAGCUAAAAUUAGAAACUAUAUUGUUGAGAAACGGGAAAGCACUAGGAAAGCAUAUGCAGCUGUGGUGACAAACUGCCACAAAUUAUCAUAUAAGGUUGAGAAUCUUCAAGAGGGUUGCAAUUACUAUUUCAGAGUUCUUGCUGAAAACAUCCAUGGUGUUGGCUUGCCUAUUGCAACUGUUGAUCCUAUUAAAGCCUCCGAAGUGCCUCAAACCCCACGAAAACUGACUGUUGUUGAUCAAACCAAGACAAGCAUCUCCCUUGCCUGGGAAAAGCCUGAGCAUGAUGGUGGAAGUAGAAUAAUUCAGUACCUGUUAGAGAUGCAACCUAAAGGGGCUGAGAAAUGGUCAGGUGUUGCAACUGUCAAAGCAAUGGAAUCUGUUGCUAGCAAUCUAAUUCCGGGUGGGGAAUAUAUGUUCAGAGUAUUUGCUAUCAAUGACAAAGGAAAGAGUGAUCCAAGAACACUUGCAGUUCCAGUGACAGCAAAGGACCUUGUUUUUGAGCCAGAUGUUAGACCUGCAUUUAGCAAUUACAGUUUUAGGGUUGGUAAAGACUUCAAGGUUGAAAUCCCUAUUACAGGACGUCCAAAACCAGAAGUUAAAUGGACCAAGGAUGGUUCAAUCCUACUCCAAACAUCAAAAGUGAAAAUUAUUAACACACCAAAUAGCACGUCUUUAAGUAUCACAGAGGCUACUCCAGAAGAUGGUGGAAUGUAUGGCAUUAAUGUUAGUAAUGCCGUUGGAGGAAAAGAUGUAACCAUUGAAAUAAUUGCUCUUGAUAAACCUGGCCCACCUAGUGGACCUGUGAAAUUUGAUGAAAUUACUAUUAAUUCUGCAACUCUUUCUUGGAAUCCACCAAAGUAUACUGGUGGCUGCCAGAUUUCAAAUUAUAUUGUUCAGAAGAGAGAUACAACCACCAAUACUUGGGAGAAUGUUGCUGCUUCUGUGGCUAGAACAACAUUCAAGGUGAUAAGGCUAAAAACUGGGGCUGAAUAUCAAUUCAGAAUCAUUGCUCAAAAUCGCUAUGGCAAGAGUUAUGGUUUGGACUCACGUAGUGUGACAAUAAAGUACCCUUACAAAGAACCUGGGCCACCUGGCACUCCAUUCAUUGCAUCUCUCUCAAAGGAUCAUAUGGUUGUGGAAUGGAAUGAACCAGUCGUAGAUGGAGGAAGCCCGGUUCUUGGCUAUCACCUUGAAAGAAAAGAGAGAAACAGUAUUCUUUGGACAAAGAUUAAUAAGUCGCUCAUCAAAGACACAACCUACAAAACUGGUCCCUUAGAGGAGGCUGUGGAAUAUGAAUUCAGAGUUUAUGCUGAAAAUAUUGUUGGUAUUGGUAGAUGCAGCAAAGUCUCAGAAGGUUGCGUUGCACGUGAUCCAUGUGAUCCACCUGGCACCCCAGUGGCUGUCAUUAUAAACAAAGACUCCAUCACCAUUGAAUGGACAAAGCCAGAAUAUGAUGGAGGCAGUGUGAUUACUGGUUAUAUUGUGGAAAAACGUGAUCUUCCAGAGGGACGCUGGAUGAAAGCAAACUUUACUAACGUUAUUGAGACCAGAUUUACUGCUACUGGACUAACUGCUAAUGCACAGUAUGACUUCAGAGUCAUUGCCAAGAAUGCUGUUGGAACAUUUAGCAAGCCAUCUUAUAAUAGUGGACCUAUAACAGCAAAUGAUGAGGUUGAAGCACCAAGAUAUUCUAUUGAUCCUGCUUUCACCAAAACUAUUGUUAUUAAUGCUGGGGACACAUUCAAAAUUGAUGCUGAUGUACAUGGAAAGCCAGUACCUACAAUCCAGUGGUUUAAAGAUGAUGUGGAAAUUGAAAAGAAUACAAUGCGAUUGGAAAUCAAAAAUACAGAAAGUGUUGCAAUGAUAGUUGUAAAGGAUUCCAUCAGAGUUGAUGGUGGAAAUUACAAACUUGUACUGACAAAUGUUGCUGGCUCUGAGACAGUUCCUUUUAAGGUGAAUGUACUAGACAGACCAGGACCAUGCAAUGGACAUCUCAAUGUCACUGGAGUUGCGAGUGACAAAUGCACACUGUCAUGGCGUGCCCCACUACAUGAUGGAGGCAGCAACAUCACACACUACCUCAUUGAGAGGCGUGAAACCAGUCGUCUUGCUUGGACUAUGGUUUCUAACAGCUGUGAGACCACAGUUUAUAAAGUAACUAGUCUCCUGGAAGGCAAUGAGUACAUUUUCCGUGUCAUGGCUGUGAACAGUUAUGGUGUUAGUGAUCCUGUGGAAUCUUCAGCAGUAAUAAUGAAAAAUCCAUUUGUUGUUCCUGGAGCACCACAUGUUACUGAUGUAAUGAACAUUGCCCGGGAUUCAAUGACUGUUUGUUAUUCAGCACCAGAAACCGAUGGUGGAAGCGAAAUUACAACGUACAUCAUUGAGAAGAAAGACAGAGCUGGAGUUAAAUGGACUAAAUGUAACAGGCAAAAGGUCACAGACUUAUCUUUCAGAGUAACAGGUUUGACAUCAGAUCAUGAGUAUGAAUUUAGGGUAUCUGCUGAAAAUGCAGCUGGAGUUGGUGAACCAAGUCUACCCACAUCAUACUUUAAGGCUUGUGAUCCCAAGUACAAACCUGGAGCCCCCACACAUGCACAUGUGAUUGACACCACAAAGAGCUCAAUCACAGUUGCAUGGGGAAAGCCACUCAAUGAUGGUGGCUGUUCUAUUCAGGGAUACAUUGUAGAGAUGUGCAAAGCUGAAGAAGAGGAAUGGAAAAUGUGUACUCCACCAACAGGUCUGCGGAUCAAUAAAUUUGAAAUCACAAAACUUACAGAGGGUCAAGAAUAUCAGAUCCGAGUUUGUGCUAUCAAUAAAAUGGGUGUUGGUGAGCCAGCAGCUGUAUCUGGAGCAUCCAAGCCAGAGGAGAAGUUAGAAGUUCCUGAAAUUCAGCUGGAUUCAGAAUUGAGGAAAGGAAUUGUUGUGCGGGCUGGAGGAUCCGUGAGAAUCAAUGUACCAUUCAAAGGCAGACCAACACCUGAGAUUAAGUGGUGUAAACUGAAGAAGGUAGAAGAAAAGGAAGAAGAAGAUGAAUUGCAAGAGAAAGCAGUGGUUGAGAAGGGUCUCAAUUAUACUCAACUUUCCAUUGACUUUUGUGAUAGGAAUGAUUCUGGAAAGUACAAUGUGACUGUGGAGAACAGCAGUGGUAAAGUUUCUGAGUUUGUAACUGUGAAAGUGCUAGAUACACCGGGUGCCCCUCUAAAUCUUAAAUUGUCAGAGAUCAAGAAAGACUCAAUAACGCUUGUUUGGGAUGCCCCUCUUACUGAUGGUGGUGCGAAAAUCAAAAAUUAUGUUGUUGACAAAAGGGAAUCAACAAGGAAGGCUUUCGCAAAUGUAACAACCAAGGUCAACAAAACAACCUAUAAAGUUGAAAACCUUGUUGAGGGGGCUAUGUAUUACUUCAGAGUUAUGGCUGAGAAUGAAUACGGAAUUGGGUCAUCUAUUGAAACAAAGGUUGCAACAAAGGCCUCUGAGGUUCCUCUUCCAGUCGGAAAGAUCUUCUUGACUGAUGUUACAAAAGCCAGUGCAUCAUUCACAUGGGAAAAACCAGAACAUGAUGGUGGUAGCAGGAUUACCGGUUACUUAGUUGAGAUGAAGACAAAGGGAGGAGACAAAUGGGGUGUUGCAACAUCCACAAAGGGUGAGUGCCAAGGCACAGUUACCGGACUUACACCCGGACAGGAGUAUCUGAUCCGUAUAAUUGCUUACAAUGAAAAGGGAAAGAGUGAACCCAAAGCACUUGCUAUGCCAGUGGUUGCAAAUGAUAUGACAAUUGAGCCAAGCUUAAAACUUGCAUUCAACACUUACACUGUGAAAGCUGGUGAUGAUCUGAUCAUAGAAAUCCCAGUGUUUGGCCGACCAAAACCCCACAUUGAUUGGAAGAAAGAUGGGCUUCCUUUGAAAAUAUCAUCAAGAGUGAAUUUGAUAAAAACGGAAACAACGGCUGGCAUUAAAAUUACAGAAGCCUGUAAGGAUGACUUUGGAAAGUAUACCAUUACAGCAGCUAACACAGCUGGCUCAGUUACUGAAGACAUUGGAAUUACAAUCCUUGACAAACCUGGUCCACCAACUGGACCCAUUAAAGUCCUUGAAGUAAGCAACACUUCUGUCAAUCUCUCAUGGGAAGCCCCGGAGUACACCGGUGGAUGUCAAGUCAAGCAUUAUACUGUGGAAAAACGAGACUCAACGCAAACAACAUGGCAGAUUGUGAAUGCACAGCUUGCUAGAACAGCUAUUAAAAUAACCAAGCUAAAAACGGGUGCAGAGUACUGUUUCCGAAUCUGUGCUGAGAAUAGAUAUGGAAAGGGUGCUCCUUUGGAAACAAAACCAAUUGUAGUGCAAUAUCCAUACAAAACCCCAGGACCACCCGGAACUCCAUAUAUCAAAUCUGCAACAAAAGAUCAAAUGAUUAUUGAAUGGAAUGAGCCAGUCAAUGAUGGUGGUAGCACUGUUAUCGGAUACCAUCUUGAAUCUAAAGAAAGAACCAGCAUUAUGUGGAAUAAACUAAACAAGGCCCUAAUCACUGAUACCACUUUCAAGAUAUGUAAUCUUGAGGAAGAUAUUGGAUAUGAAUUCAGAGUCUAUGCUGAAAAUAUUGUUGGUAUUGGUAGAGCAUCAAAAACAUCAGAAUCCUAUGUUGCUCGUGACCCAGUUGAUCCACCAGGUACUCCUGAGGCUACCGUUAUCUCCAAGAACCAUAUUGUGAUCCAGUGGACUAAGCCACAGUAUGAUGGUGGUAGUAAGAUCACUGGAUAUGUUGUGGAGAGAAAAGAUAAAGCCAACACCGAGGGUCGCUGGAUGAGAGCCAAUUUCACCAAUGUCAUUGACACAGAAUUUACCAUUUCUGGCUUGACAGAAAAUGAACAGUAUGAGUUCAGAGUGAUUGCAAGAAAUGCUGCUGGUAUUUUCAGUGAGCCCUCUGACAGCACUGGACUCAUUACCGCCACAGAUGAGAUUGAAGCACCAAGAACCUCAAUGGAUCCUAAAUACAAGGAUGUAAUUGUUGUUCAUGCGGGUGAAAACUUAGUUAUGGAUGCUGACAUAUAUGGCAAACCCACUCCUGAGGUCCAAUGGUUGAAGGAAGGAAAGCCAUUGGACAAAUCUCUUCGAAUUGAAGCGAAAACAAUACAGAAACGUGCAUCUGUAACAAUCAAGAACUGCACAAGGUUAGACAGUGGACACUAUGACCUCAUUCUCACCAACAUAGGUGGGGUAAAGACAAUCCCAAUCACUGUGAAGGUCCUUGAUAAACCAGGUGCACCCACUGGGCCACUUAAAGUUGCUGGACUAACCGCUGACAGAUGCUUCCUCUCCUGGGCUGAUCCUGCCCUGGAUGGCGGUGCAGCUAUAACUCACUAUAUUCUGGAAAAGAGAGAGACCAGUCGGUUAUCCUGGACUGUGGUUAAUGCAAAUAUUCAAGCUACAAAUUUCAAAGUUAUCAACCUUGUAGAAUUAAAUGAAUAUAUAUUCAGAGUAAUGGCUGUCAAUAAAUAUGGAAUUGGUGAACCUUUGGAGUGUGAGGCAGUGACUGCACGCAAUCCAUACAAGCCUCCAAAUGCCCCCGGAACACCUGAGGCAAGUCAAAUAACAAAGGAUUCCAUGGUCCUAUCAUGGUCCAAGCCAGAUUAUAAUGGUGGCGCAGAAAUUAACUGCUACCAUCUUGAAAAACGUGACAAAGAUAGUGUAAGGUGGACCAAAUGCAACCGGAAACCAUUGACUGAUCUACAAUUCAAAGUCACUGGGCUUUUGGAUGGUCAUUUCUAUGAAUAUCGGGUUUCUGCUGAGAAUGAAGUUGGAGUGGGAGAUUUGAGCGAACUGUCCCUAUUCUACAGAGCAUGCAAUGCUACAACAGUACCUGGAGCCCCACACCAUCCUAAGGUAACAGAUAACACCAGCUCAACUGUGUCUUUGACCUGGGGCAAACCUACUUUUGACGGUGGAGCGUACAUCAAAGGGUACAUUGUUGAAAUGAGAGAGGUGUUGGAAGAAGAGAGGAAAGCAAUGGAAGAGGAAAAGAAGAGAAAGGAAAGAGCAGCAGAAGAAGGGUAUUCUGAAGGUGAGGAAGAAGUCAAAGCAGCAGAACACAAGAAGUAUGAAUGGACAAUAUGUACACCUCCAACUGGCAUCCAGGCCACACACCUUACUAUCAAGGACUUGAAGGCGGGACUAGAAUACAAAUUCCGUGUUUCUGCUAUCAACUCAGAGGGAGUUGGUGAGCCUUCAGAAAUCCAUGGCACUGUGAUUGCAGCAGAAAGAGUUGAGGCCCCAGAGAUGGAACUGGAUGCUGACCUUAGGAAGGUUGUCUCUGUCCGAGCUGGUGGAUCUUUGCGUCUGUUUGUUACAAUCAGGGGAAGACCUGAACCGAAAGUUGAAUGGGCAAAGCUGGAUGGCGAGCUGACAGAACGUGCCAUGAUAGAAUCCACAACCUCGUAUACUAUGCUUGUAAUUGACAAUGUUAACCGAUUUGACAGUGGCAAAUACACUUUAAAACUUGAGAAUAGCUAUGGUGAGAAAACUGCACUAAUCAACGUCAGAGUGUUGGACACACCAAGUGCACCCCAGGCCUUUACUGUCAAAGAUAUCAAAAAGGAUUCUGUAAAUCUUGUUUGGGAACCACCACUCACAGAUGGUGGAUCAAAAAUAACGAAUUACAUUGUGGAGAAACGAGAGUCCACAAGAAAGGCCUACACUGCUAUAACAACUAACUGCUUAUCUAAUUCAUUCAAGGUUGAAGAGUUGCCAGAGGGUUGCAUUUUCUACUUCCGUGUCUGUGCUGUGAAUGAGUAUGGCAAUGGGUUAAUGGCAGAAACCAAAAACCCAGUAAAAAUUUCUGAAGUACCUACGCCACCACAUAAUGUUAGAGUUGUGGAUCUCACGAAAAACAGUGUGUCACUUGCUUGGGAAAAACCAUCUCAUGAUGGUGGAAGCAAAGUAAUGUGCUACAAUGUUGAGGUGCUAGGUAAGGAUGACAAGGGUGCUCAGAAGUGGACUACUUCCUGCACAGUCAAAACCCUGGAAACAACUAUUUCAAACCUAGUUGCAGGUGACUCAUAUUCAUUCAGAGUUAUCGCAAUCAAUGAGAAAGGAAAGAGUGUACCAAAGGAACUUGGUCUACCUGUGACACCAAAAGAUAUGUCUAUUGAACCGUCAAUUGAGGUUUUAUUCAAUACCUACAAUGUUAAGGCUGGAGAUGAUCUCACUGUUGAAAUCCCAGUUAGAGGCCGACCUAAACCUGUUAUUGCGUGGAAGCAAAAUGGCCUUCCUUUAAAGCAAACAACCUCAGUGACAAUUCUGAACACUACUAACUCAUCUAAAAUCAUAAUUAAGGAGGCAGGGAGAGAACACGUUGGAAAAUAUGAAAUCACUGCUGCAAACCCAGGUGGAACGAAAACAGCCGAGAUUCGAAUUAUUGUGCUUGACAAACCUGGUCCACCAACUGCUAUCAAACCAACUGCUGUAACUUCAGACAGUAUUUCAUUGUCAUGGGCUGCACCAGAGUAUGAUGGUGGCUGUUGCAUUAAUAACUACAUUGUAGAAAAGAGAGAUACAAAUACAACAGUUUGGCAGAUGGUCUCAGCCAAUGUAGCUACAACAGCAAUUAAAGCCUCUCGUUUGACACAGGCUGCUGAUUACCAGUUCCGUAUCUACGCUGUUAACCGUUAUGGAAAGAGUCAACAUGCAGAGUCCCAUUCAAUUACUGCCCAGUAUAGCUUCAAGCAACCUGGCCCGCCAUCUACUCCUAAAGUGGCACAUGCAACUAAGAUUUACAUGCUUGUCAUAUGGAAUGAGCCAGUCAAUGAUGGAGGCAGCACAGUCCUUGGAUAUCACUUAGAGCAAAAAGAGAGAACCAGCAUCCUCUGGAACAAAAUAAACAGAGGUCUAAUCAAAGAUACAGAAUACAAAGUGACUAGUGUUGAGGAUGGCAUGGGUUACGAAUACCGUGUUUAUGCUGAAAACAUUGCCGGAAUUGGAAAAUGCAGCAAAGCAUCAGAGGCUGUCUUUGCGAGAGAUCCAUGCGAUCCUCCUGGCGAGCCAACAGUCACAGGUAUCACAAGAACGUCAGUGUCCCUCGCUUGGACUAAGCCAGAGUAUGAUGGUGGAGCCAAGGUCACUGGUUACAUAAUUGAACGCAGAGAUCUCCCAGAAGGCCGCUGGAUGAGGUGUAACUUCACUAAUGUGGUAGAAACCUACUACGACGUCACAGGCCUUAUUGAGGGCCAGCAGUAUGAUUUCCGUGUAAUUGCAAAGAAUGCUGCUGGAUGCUUCAGUGGCCCAUCUGAUUCCACUGGCUCCAUCAGAGUCAAGGAUGAUGUGGAUCCACCACGUAUCAUGAUGGAUGUGAAAUACAGAGCUAAGGUAUUCGUGAAAGCAGGAGAUGUUCUUAAAAUCAAUGCAGAUAUCUCUGGGCGUCCCCUACCAGUUGCAUCAUGGAAAAAGGAUGGGAAAGAAAUUGAAAUCAGGGCCAGAAUUCAGAUUCUUGCAACAGAUACCAGCACCUCAGUAAUUGUGAAGGACUGCAUAAGACGCGAUUCUGGACAGUAUACCUUGACUUUGAAAAACAUAGCUGGAACGGUUUCUACACCAGUGGACAUUGUGAUCCUGGAUAAGCCAGGACCUCCUGCUGGCCCCCUGGCGACUACUGGCAUUACAGCCGAGGAUGUCACGUUAGCAUGGGGUCCUCCUCAAGAAGCAGGCGGCGCUGAUAUCACACAUUAUGUAGUUGAAAAGCGUGAAACUAGCCGUCUUGCCUGGACAUUGGUAAAAGGAGACUUGAAAUGUACACACUUCAAGGUCACAAAUCUCUUUAAAGACAAUGAAUACAUUUUUAGGGUCAUGGCUGUCAAUAAGUUUGGACUUGGCGAGGCCCUUGAGAGUGAGGUUGUCAAAGUGGCUGAUCCAUUUACAAAACCACAUGCACCCACAAACUGUGAGAUCACAGAGGUAUCCAGUGAGGAAAUGAGACUUGUCUGGCAGAAACCAGUUUCAGAUGGAGGCAGUCCAAUUACUGGAUAUGUGAUUGAAAGACGAGAUACAGCAGGUCUACUCUGGGUCCGUGUGAACAGAGAGCCUGUGACUCAAUUAACAGCUGUAGCAACUAAACUACGAAAGGGAAGCGAAUAUGUGUUCCGCGUGUUUGCUGAGAACGCUGCUGGUUUGAGUCCUCCAAGUGACGCAAGCCCAGCGUGCCGUGCGGAGGAUGAACAGAUUGAGCCAGACCCACCAAGUAAACCAAAGGUUGUUGAUUCAACCAAGAGUUCUAUCUCCAUAGUUUGGAACAAGCCACUAGAAGACGGCGGAGCACCAAUCCUUGGAUACAGUGUGGAGUAUAAGAAACAUAAGGAUGAGGAAUGGACAGUGGCCAUUCAGAUGGUAAAGAGCACAGAAUUUACAGUCUCUGGACUUACAACAGAUGAAGAAUACGAGUUUGCUGUUAAGGCAAUAAACAAGAUUGGUGAAAGCGAGCAAAGUCCAAUUUCUGAGCCUAUUGCAGCAGUAGAUAGAACCGCAGAGCCAAUGUUUGAUGUUGACAUUGAAAUGCGCAAGACAUUGAUUGUCAAGCAUGGAAGCUCAUUUACUCUGACUGUACCAUAUAAGGGAAAACCUGCGCCAUCAGUACAAUGGAACAAAGCAGAAGUUGAUCUUAAAGCAAGAGCAACCAUUGAAACAAAUCACAGCUGCACUUCACUGACAAUUGAAAAGGCCACAAGAAAUGAUUCUGGACAGUACACUGUGACAUUAGAGAAUGGUAUUGGAAACCCAGCAACAUUACCAAUAACUGUUAAGGUGCUUGAUACUCCUGGACCACCGCUGAAUGUUGUGGUUAAGGAUGUCACCAAAGACAGUGCUACCGUUACGUGGGAAGCUCCAGAAAAUGAUGGAGGUGAUGCUGUGAAGGCCUACCAUGUAGAGAAACGUGAAGCCAGCAAAAAGGCAUGGGUGUCUGUGACCAACAAUUGCCAUGCAUUGUCCUACAAAGUGGAAGAUUUACAAGAGGGGGCCUUCUAUUACUUUAGAGUCAUGGGAGAAAAUGAAUUUGGAGUGGGUGUAGCUGCUAUUCCGAAGAAUGGAACAAAGAUUACAGAAAAACCAAGUCCACCUCAAAAGCUUGGGGCUAUUGCUAUAACCAAAGACAGUGUUACAAUUGGAUGGACAAGACCAGAGCAUGAUGGUGGAAGCAGAGUAACUCAGUACUUCAUUGAAGCACGUGAGAAAGGACAAAACAAAUGGGUUAAGGUUACUCUUGUAAACACAACUUCUUUCCAAAUCAAAAACUUGAAAGAGAACGCUGAAUACUUCUUCAGAGUUAGCGCUCAGAACCAUGCUGGAGUUGGAGAACCCAAAGAGAUGGUCAUUCCUGUUGUGGUGAAAGAACAACUGGAGGCCCCUGAGUUCAACUUGAGAAAUUACCCAAGCAAUACUGUCUAUGUGAGAGCAGGAUCAAACCUGACUUUCGAGCUUCCUAUGGCCAGCAAACCUAUGGCAAAGGUUGUUCUAGCAAGAAACAAUGUUAUUCUGAAACCAAACAAAAGAUUGCUUACUGAAGUUACUGCUGAAAGCCUUAUCAUCACACUAAAUGAGAGCGUUGCAAGUGAUGCUGGCAGAUAUGACAUCACCGCUUCCAACACAAGUGGUGUCACCAAGACAUUUAUCAACAUUGUUGUGCUGGAUAAACCUGGUCCUCCAACUGGCCCUGUUAAGAUUGGUGAAGUGACUGAAUCCACAGUGGCUCUAAAAUGGGCUCCUCCUGUGUAUGAUGGCGGCAGCCCAGUUACCAAUUAUGUUGUGCUAAAACGUGAAACAAGCACACCUACUUGGACUGAGGUUUCAUCUCAAGUAGCAAGAAAUGCUGUAAAGGCAACCAAGCUCACCAAAGGAGAGGAAUAUCAGUUCAGAAUCAAGGCUGAGAAUCGCUUUGGUAUUAGUGACCACAUUGAUACCCCUCCAAUCACUGUGAAGCUUCCAUACACAUUCCCUGGCCCUCCAUCAACACCAUGGGUAGCUAUGGUUUCAAGAGAGAGCAUUACAGUCUGCUGGAACGAGCCUGUCACAGAUGGAGGAAGCACUGUUACUGGCUACCACUUGCAAAUGAAGGAGAGAAGUAGUAUUCUUUGGCAGAAGGUCAACAAAGUGGCAAUCACUGCAACACAACUGAGAGUAACAAACAUCUGCCCUGGCCUCAUCUAUGAAUUCAAGGUGGCAGCAGAAAAUGUUGCUGGCAUUGGCAAAAUGAGCAAAACAUCAGAGGAAGUGCUCGCUAUUGAUAACUGCGAGCCCCCAGCAGCUGUAAGAGUCUCUGAGAUCACAAAGAACUCCAUCAGUCUAACCUGGGCUCGGCCUCCUUAUGAUGGUGGUAGCAAGAUUACCGGAUACAUGGUUGAGAAGAGGGAUUGCCCAAAUGGCAGAUGGACAAGGGCCAACUUCACUAAUGUGAUUGAGAUGAAUUUCACAAUGUCAGGCUUGACCCAAGAUGAAUCCUACGAAUUCAGAGUCUAUGCAAAGAAUGCAAUCGGUUCUAUCAGUAAUCCAUCUGAUGUUGUUGGGCCAAUCACUUGUGUAGAUUCAUGUGGUGCUCCUUCAAUCGACCUUCCUCCAGAGUAUUUGGAUGUUGUGAAAUACAAAGCUGGAUCCAUGGUUAAGAUCAGAGUAGGAAUACUUGCCAAUCCUUUGCCAACAAUUGAAUGGUGCAAGGAUGGAAAGGAUAUGGUGUCGAGCACCACACUAUCCAUUGAAAACACCACAGAUUCUUCUAGCAUUCUCAUCAAGGAUGCAACUCGUAGUCACACCGGCACAUAUGAAAUCAAGAUCAAGAAUGUUUUCGGUUCAGCAUCUGCCACCAUCAGGAUGGAAAUUCUAGACAAACCUGGACCUCCCCCUGGUUUGAUUCAGUUUUCACUGGUCACAGCAGACAGGAUCAUUCUUAAGUGGGAGCCAAUCACUGAGGAGGGUGGUGCUAAGGUCACCCAUUAUGUGGUGGAACAUCGUGAAACCAGCAGAGUGGUAUGGUCCACCGUGUCUGACAAACUGGAAGAGUGCUACGUUUGUGUCACAAAAUUAAUGAGAGGAAAUGAGUACAUUUUCCGCGUGAGAGGUGUGAACAAGUUUGGAGAUGGAGAGCCCUUGGAGUCUGAGCCUGUCAUUGCCAAGAAUUCCUUUGUUACCCCUGGACAACCAGCCACACCAGAAGUAACAACUAUAACCAAAACAUCUAUGGUAGUCGUAUGGGACAAACCUGGUGUGGAUGGUGGUAGUCAAGUAACUGGCUACUACCUUGAAAGGCGUGACAAGAAGAGCCUGCGUUGGAUAAAGGUUUUGAAAGAUCCAAUUAGGAACACCACAAUGACUGUCUAUAACCUAACAGAAGGCAAUGAAUAUCAGUAUCGUGUGUGUGCUAUUAACAAAGCCGGAGAGGGACCUUUCUCUGAUCUAUCUGACUACUACAAAGCAGCCAAUCCAGUUGAAACACCAUCUCAACCUACCAAGCUCAAAGUGGUUGACUCAACCAAGACAUCGAUCACCCUUGGAUGGGCCAAGCCAGAAUGGGACGGAGGAAGUGAGAUCGUCAGCUACGUUGUGGAACAGUUGACGGACGUGGAAGGCCGACGACGCAAACCACUUAAAGAAGAUUUAUCUGAUGAAGAGGAAGAAGAAGAGGAAGAAGAAGCAGACGAUAGAGAAUGGGUAGUUGUCAGCCAGAAGGGAGAAGUGAGGACAACAGAGUAUGUUGUGUCUGGACUUAAACCAGAUGUUGAUUACUACUUCCGUGUGUCUGCGGUCAACAUCGCAGGCCGUGGAGAUGCCAUCAAGAUAAAACAGCCUGUUCAUGCAAAGGAUAUUCUGGAGGAAGCUAUCUUUGAUCCAGAUGUCGCCAUGAGAACUCAUUAUAUUGUAAAAGCAAAGCAGAAUGUAGAGAUUACAGUGCCCCUUAAAGGCAGGCCUGCACCGAGUGCCUCUUGGAUGUUUGAAGAGGAGAACAUUGACAAUAAUACAAAAUAUGAGUUCCAUCACACAGAUAUUACAUCAACCCUUGUUAUUCCAGAAGCCAGUCGUAAUGAUACUGGAAAGUACACUGUGAAAAUUCAAAAUGGUGUGGGAGAGACAAAGUCAACAACGCUAUCUGUAAAGGUUCAAGACACACCAUCUGCAUGCAAAAACCUGGUUUUGAAGGAUGUCACUCGUGGCAAAGUAACCUUGUGCUGGGAAAAACCUGAACUUGAUGGUGGCGCAGAUAUUACUAAUUACAUAGUUGAAAAGAGAGACUCAUCCAAGAGAUCAUUUUCUAGUGUAACAACCAAGUGCACAGAAACAAGUUAUACUGUUGAAGAUCUCUCAGAAAAAACAUCAUACUUUUUCCGUGUAUCAGCAGAGAAUGAAUUUGGAAUAGGUGAUCGUUGCAGCACAGCUGAAUCAGUGAAAGCUACAGAAACUCCUGGUCCAGUCAAAGAAGUUGCUAUGAAGGAUUCCUCAAAGACCUCCGUGACACUGCAGUGGGUGAAGCCUGAUUACGAUGGUGGAAGCAUCAUAUCAGACUACGUUAUUGAGAAGAGACUCAAGGAUGAAAAGGACUGGGCAAUCGCCGGUACCAGCAAACAUUGUGAAUACGAAGUAACAAAACUCAAAGAAAUUUCACAAAUGCAUUUCAGAGUUGCCGCCAGAAAUGAAAAGGGAAAGGGUGACUUCACUGAAAUUGGACCAAUUGUAGUGAAUGACUUUAUUAUCCCACCAGAGGUCAACCUGGAUGAGUAUCCAUAUGGGCGAAUUAGUGUACGCUUGGGCCAUAAUGUACACAUUGAGUUGCCGUACAAGGGUAAACCCAAGCCUGCGGUAAAUUGGCUGAAGGACAAUUUGCCACUGAAGGAAAGCGAAUUUGUACGCUUCAAGAAAACUGACACCAAAAUUGUUUUCACUAUCAAAAAUGUGACAGCCGAGCAUGGGGGGAAAUACACACUCACACUUGAUAACAGGGUGUGCAGGAAAUCCUUCAACAUGUAUGUCAUAACUCGUGGACCACCAUCGAAGCCUGUCGCACCGAUCAACUUUGAUGAGGUCAGAGCAGACAGUGUCACAAUAUCCUGGGAGGAGCCAGAUGAUAAUGGAGGCGGAGAGAUCACUUGCUACUCCGUAGAAAAGCGUGACACAUCAAAGAAUGACUGGAAGAUGGUUUGUUCCAGUGUCACUGACACAACAUUCAAGGUGCCCAACUUGAUCAAAGGAGCGCAGUACCAGUUCAGAGUGCGUGCAGAGAAUAUAUAUGGAGUCAGUCAGCCACUGGUGUCACCAAGCAUAAUUGCCAAACACCAGUUUAGGCCUCCAGGUCCACCAGGAAAGCCUGUUGUGUACAAUGUCACUAACGAUGGAAUGACCAUUCAGUGGGAGCUCCCUGUCUUCAAUGGUGGUUGUCCAAUCAAGGGCUAUCAUGUUGAGAAGAAGGAGAAGAACAGUGUUAUGUGGCAGAAGGUUAACACUGUGACUAUCCCCGGAACAGACUACAGGAUCCUUGACCUGAUUGAAGGAUUAGAAUAUCAAUUCAGAGUCUAUGCACAGAAUGAUGCUGGUUUCGGCCGCAAGAGUGACGAAAGCAACGUCACCAUGGCAGUUUCUCCUGUUGAUCCACCUGGUCAACCUGAUUACACGGAUGUGACCAGCAAUUCUGUUGCACUGAAAUGGGACGCACCCAAACGUGAUGGAGGCAGCAAGAUUGUGGCCUACAAUGUUGAGAAACGCCAAGGAAAAGGCAGAUGGCUAAAGAGCAACUUCACUGAUGUCCAUGAUACCGAGUUCACUGUCACUGGUCUUGCUUGCAAUGAACGCUAUGAGUUCAGAAUUGUUGCAAGAAAUGCUAUUGGUGUAGUGAGUCCUCCAUCUAACUCAUCUGGCUACAUUGUGGUCAGAGAUGAAAGUGCUUCUCCAAACAUUGAGUUUGGCCCAGAGUAUUUUGAGGGACUCACAAUUAAGGCUGGAGACAAUUUGAGACUGAAGGUAUCAAUCACUGGUCGACCACAGCCCAAGGUUGUGUGGUUCAGAGACGGUGUGCAGAUUACUAAGUCAAUGAUGGAUGUCAUAACAACUGCUGGAUCAAGCAUGCUUUUUGUGCGUGAUGCUGACCGCAGUCACAAAGGAACUUAUACAGUGGAAGCCACCAACAACCAAGGAACAAAGAAGGAGAACAUCAUUGUCCAAGUCCAUGAUACUCCUGGAGAGCCUGUAGGACCUAUUGUUUUCAGUGAUAUUUCUGAAGGCAAAGUGACUCUAAAAUGGAAUCCACCGGAAAAUGAUGGAUGCGCAGACAUCACUCACUACAUUAUUGAGAAGCGUGAAACAUCUAAGAUCUCAUGGGCGCUUGUCUCAGAUUCCUGUAAAGAAACAGUAUACCAUGCAACCAAGCUGAUGAAGACCAAUGAGUACCAGUUCCGAGUUUCUGCUGUAAACAAGUUUGGUACUGGCAGACCAUUGGAUUCAAGUCCCGUAAUUGCACAAAUGCAAUAUACUACUCCUGAUGCCCCUGGCACACCUGAUUCCACUGCCACUUCUGGAGACAGUAUCACACUGGCAUGGGAAGCACCUACGUCUGACGGAGGCAAUCCUAUUCAGUACUACAUUGUUGAAAAACGCGAGAAGAAGACUGUACGAUGGGACAAGGUGAGGUCAAAGAAGCCCAUUGUGGAGACUGCUUACCGGGUGGAUCAUCUCACUGAAGAUAUGGAGUAUGAGUUCCGUGUGAUGGCAGUAAACGAUGCCGGAAUCGGAGCACCAAGUAACAUCUCAAUGGCCAUUAAAGCCAGUGAGCCAAAGGACAUUGCAUGUGCUCCAUCUGUGGUCCAUGUAACCGACUCCACAAAUACAACAAUCAGUUUGGAAUGGACCAAGCCUAAAGAUGAUGGUGGCAGUCCGAUCCAUGGAUACAUUAUUGAGUUACACAAGGUUUCUGAGCAAGAACUGAAAGAAAUAUUAGCUAAACCUAAGAAGGUGGUAGACAGCUCAGACGAAGAGGAGGAAGAAGAAGAAGAAGUGAGAGAAGUGGAUUCCAGAGAAUGGGUCAGAAUAAAUGAGAAUCUGGUCAGUGAUACACAAUACGUUGCCACUGGUUUGGAAACAGGUUCACAUUACCUGCUCCGUGUUUCUGCCCAAAAUAGUAUUGGCAAGGGAGAUGGGAAAGUGAUUCCUGAGCCAGUACAGGCAUUGGACAGAAACGUAAAACCUGCUGUUGAUAUUGACGCUACCUUUAAACACACACACAUUGUAAAGAAAGGAGGCACUGUCUGUCUGCGUAUCGCCUACAAAGGAAAACCAACUCCUUCCAUUACAUGGAGUAAGGAAGAUGGUGAACUUGGUGUAAUGACAGAUGUUACUACUACAGAUACCUGCACCGCUCUAACAAUAGAAAAUUGUACCAGAAAUGAUUCUGGGAGAUACAUAAUUUCUCUGGAGAAUAGCAGCGGUAUGAAGGAAGUUGAUUUCAUAGUAAAGGUACUGGAUAGCCCUGGACCCCCAGAAUCUAUUUCCUUUGCAGACGUUUCCAGAGGAGCAGUGACGCUAGUUUGGAAACCUCCAACUAAUGAAGGUGGAGCUCGUAUUCAGCAUUACAUCGUAGAGAGGCGUGAGGCAAGUCGUCGUACCUGGAACCAAUCCGGUGGCAAGGUCACUGCACUGUCCUUACAUAUUAAGGAUCUUCUCGAAGGUGUUCCUUACUUCUUUAGAGUCUCAGGAGAAAACCAGUACGGUAUUGGCGAACCUGUUGAGACCGUAGAUCCCGUUAUUGCUACUGCAGCACCUUCUGCACCAAUGAGAUUGGAUGUUGUGGACGUCACAGACACUACAGCAACACUGUCUUGGGUCAAACCUGAGCAUGACGGUGGUAGUCGUAUCACAGGCUACAUUAUUGAGCAUAAGGCCAAGACUACAGAUAAAUGGGUAGUUGGUGGUGAGACCAAGAAUGAGAGCAUCACACUACAAUUAUGUAGGACUGCAGAGUAUGAGUUCCGUGUUAGGGCAAAGAACGAUGCCGGUAACAGUUUACCAAGAGAGGCACUAUCCUCUGUGGUAAUAAAAGAACCACAGAUUGAACCAACUGCAGAUCUCAGUGAAAUAUCUAACCAGGAGAUCAUUUGUAAAGUGGGUAAUUCCUUCACCAUUGAUGUUCCCAUCACUGGUAGACCAACACCAAAAGUUAUCUGGAAACUGGAGGAGAUGAGACUGAAAGAAACUGAUAGGGUUGCAAUUAAGACUGUCAAAGACAGAACCACCUUGACUGUCAAAGAGGCCAUGAGAGGUGACGGUGGCAGAUACUUCCUCACUCUGGAAAAUACUGCUGGAUCAAAGACAUUCUUCAUUACUGUCAAUAUCAUUGGAAGACCUGGUUCCCCCGUUGGACCUGUUCAAGUUUCAUCCAUCACAUCAGAAUCUUGUGAGAUUUCUUGGGAUGAACCAGAGGAUGACGGUGGAACAGAUAUCACCAACUACAUUGUUGAAAAGCGUGAAUCUGGCUCUACUGCUUGGACACUCAUCAACUCCAGUGUUAAACACACCAACCUCAGUGUGGGACACCUGACAAAGUACAUGCAAUACACCUUCCGUGUCAGUGCUGAGAACAGAUUCGGCACAAGCAAACCAACUGAAUCUGACACCAUUGUCGCUGAGAAUCCAUUUGGUCCUCCUGGUGCACCAACCAGACCUACAGUUUAUAAUGUUUCUGCAACCUCCUGCUAUAUUCGAUGGGAGGACCCGUACCAUGAUGGUGGCAGCAAGAUAACUGGAUACUGGAUUGAAAAGAAAGAACGAAAUAACAUCCUGUGGGUGAGGGACAACAAGAUCCCCUGCUUUGACUGUGACUACUGUGUAGAGGGACUUGUCGAAGGCCUUUCAUAUCAGUUCCGUGUCUUUGCAAUGAACAGUGGUGGCCUCGGCAAAGCUAGUGAGCCAUCCAAGCCUAUGGUGGCACAAAAUCCAGUUGAUCCUCCUGGCAGACCAGAGGUAACUGAGGUGGGCAGCUCUACAGUGUCCAUUAAAUGGUCGGCACCUCUCAACGAUGGUGGCUGCCCAAUUGUAGGGUACAUUGUUGAACGCAAGCCAUACACGGUCACUGGGGAAGGUCGCUGGCUGAAGUGUAAUUACACCAACGUUACAGACAAUAACUUCACCAUCACCGCACUUGGUGAAGGAGAGGUCUACGAGUUCCGAGUCAUUGCCAAGAAUGCCAAUCAAGUUUUCAGCCUGCCCUCAGAGUCAACUGGUGCCGUCACAUGCAAAGCAGAAUACGCUCCUCCAAGGGCAGACCUUGACAGCAAACUGUUGGUGGACACGGUAACAAUUAGAGCCGGUGCAGACCUUGUUUUGGACGCUGCUGUUGGUGGUAAACCUGACCCCAAAGUGUUCUGGGCCAAGGGAGAGAAGGAACUGGAGCUGUGUGAGAAGUACUCCCUGCAGUACUCUAGCACACGGGCCAUGGCUAUCAUCAAAUUCUGUGACAGAGGUGAUACCGGGAAGUAUGUUCUCACUGUAAAGAACGCCAGUGGCAUCAAGUCAGCUGAAGUUAACGUGCAAGUCCUUGAUACACCCGGUCCUCCUGAUGGAGAAAUCACCAUUAGCAAUAUUUCAGAAGAGAAAUGCACUGUGUCUUGGAAACCCCCUCUUGAGAAUGGUGGUGACCCUGUGACACAUUACAUUGUUGAAAGACGUGAUACCAACAGACUGAACUGGGUGAUCAUGGAUGCUGAGUGCAAGGAACUAUCCUGUGAGAUUACCAGGUUGUUCAAGAACGUUGAGUACCUUUUCCGUGUGAGAGGCGUCAACAAGUAUGGAUCUGGCAUUCCUCUGCAAUCUGGUCCUAUUAUCGCCAGAAACAUGUUCACUGUUCCAUCUGCUCCUGGCACACCAGAGAUUAUUUCUGUAGGAAAAGAUUUUGCUACCAUUGAAUGGCUGAAACCAGAGAGUGAUGGUGGCAGUCAUAUCACAGGUUAUCUGAUUGAGAAGCAUGAAAGGAAGAGUGCUAGAUGGAUCAAGGUGAACAAAGAUGCUACGCUUAUGAGCACCACCUUCAAAGUAACUGACCUUGUGGAGGGCAACAUUUACCAGUUCCGUGUAUCAGCUGUCAACAAGGCUGGUGAGAGUGAACCAAGUGAGCUGUCUCUCUAUGCUGUUUGCAGGACACCAACAAGUACUCCUCCUCCUCCAUCAAUCCCACGUGUUGUGGAUACUACCAAAGACAGUGUGAGCCUUGCUUGGACCAGACCCUUGGAGGAUGGAGGAUCUGAUAUUAUUGGAUACAUUCUGGAAAUGCAAGAACUAGAUGAUGGAACUAAGAAGCCUCUUGCUCCUAAGCCAAAGCCUGAAAAGGUUCCUGAGAAGGUUGUUUCGAAAGGAGCCAGGCUAGGUGCCAAGAAGAAAGUUGUGUUUAAGGAAGAGCCGGAAGAGGAGGAAGAGGAGGAAGAGGAGGAGGAAGGUACCAGUGUUUGGGUAAAGACCCAUGAAAAGAACCUGAGACUUACAGAACACGUGGUAACUGGCCUUACAACCGGCAAGAAGUAUUGCUUCAGAGUGGCAGCAGUUAAUUUCAAUGGAGUUGGGGAAUUCAGCAGACCCUGCACGGAAGUGGAAGUUAUCGAAAAGAUUGAAACCCCUGAUAUUGAACUUCCUGAUGAAAUGACCAAGACCAUCUGCCUGAGAGCCGGAGGUUGUCUUCGUCUCUAUGCCACAGUCACUGGAAGACCAAUCCCUGUUGUGACUUGGAGCAAAGCUGAUGUUAACCUCAACAACCGUGGGUUCAUUGAAGUCACUAAAACAUCCACACAAAUCAUUAUUGAAAAAGUGCACCGCUAUGAUGCUGGCAAAUAUACAAUUACGGCAAAGAAUGAAUCUGGUGAAAAGACAGCAACUAUUCUUGUCAAGGUCUACGACACACCUGGCCCAACUGGCCCAAUUAAGAUAAAGGAACUUCAGAAGGACUCCAUUACCAUUGCAUGGGAUCCUCCUACUGUUGAUGGUGGAGCGCCAGUAAAUAACUACAUCAUUGAGAGGCGAGAAGCAUCAAUGCGAGCUUACAAGACAGUGACUUCCAAAUGCAGCAAGACAUCAUACAAAAUUGACGGACUCUUCGAGGGAAUGCUGUAUUACUUUAGAGUCCUACCAGAAAACCUGUAUGGUGUGGGAGAACCAUGUGAAACUCCUGAUGUCAUUUUAGUGUGCGAGGUGCCUUUGCCCCCAGCAUCACUGGAGGUUUUAGAUAUCACCAAAACCACAGUAACACUUGGAUGGGAAAAACCAGAGCAUGACGGUGGAAGCAGACUUACGGGCUAUAUUAUUGAAGCUUGCAAAUAUGGCACAGACAAAUGGAUGAAGGUGACAACAGUGAAGACAACAGACACUGAGUUUACUAUUACUUCUCUGACUGAGAACGAGCAGUUUAUGUUCAGACUCAGAGCUGUUAACAGUAGGGGACCAAGUGCACCAAAGGAGCUUGUCGCAGCUGUAACAGUCCAAGAACAAAGAGUUAUGCCCAAGAUUGAUUUGUCUAGCAUCCCACAGAAGGUUGUCAAUGUGUUGAGUGGUAAACCACUUGAGCUGCACUUGCCAUUAAUUGGUAGACCCCCACCUGUUUGCUCAUGGUACUUCGGUGAUAAGAAGCUGAGGAUCACGGAGCGAACGAAGAUUCAGACAACCAGAACGUUUUCUCAGCUAACCGUGCUUGAUACAACCAUCGAUGACACCGGUGACUACACUCUCGAAUUGAAGAACAUCACAGGAGAGACUUCUGAGAUCAUCAAAGUGAUCAUACUUGACAAACCUGAUGAGCCUAAAGGACCAAUCAGGUUUGAUUUGGUUGAUGCCACCUCUGUGACCAUCAGCUGGGAUCCUCCAGAGAGAAACGGCGGUGCCCCUAUCAGCGGAUAUGUUGUUGAGCAGCGUGAUGCCCACCGUCCUGGUUGGCUGCCAGUGUCUGAGGCUGUCAGCAGACCAACAUUUACAUUCAUCAACCUGGUAGAAGGAGAUGAAUAUGUGUUCCGUGCAGCAGCAAUCAAUCGCUACGGUGUUGGCAACUGGCUGCAGUCUGAAGUUGUGAUGUGCAAGAGUGCAAUUAAUGUCCCUGGACCUCCAGGCAGACCAACAGUAUUUGACAUGUCCCGUGAUGGCAUGACUGUUGCAUGGGAGGAACCAAUGGAAGAUGGUGGAUCUGAGGUGUCUGGAUACAUCAUUGAGCGCAAGGAGGUUAGAUCUGACAGAUGGGUACGUGCUAACAAGAACCCAGUCACCAUGACCAGAUACAGAUCAACAGGUCUGAUUGAAGGCCUUGAGUAUGAACAUAGAGUAACAGCAAUCAACUCCCGAGGUGUUGGUAAACCAAGUCUUGUUUCUGCAACGGCAGUGGCAACGGAUCCCGUGGAUCCACCGGGUUCACCCCAAAACCCACGAGUCACAGACACCACAAAAUCAUCAGUGUCUCUAGCCUGGAGUCCUCCUGAUGACGAAGGUGGCUCUAGGGUCAAUGGUUAUCUGAUUGAGAUGCAGAAGGCAGGCUCAUUUGCCUGGAUCAAAUGUAACACAACACCUUCUCUGAUCUGUGAAUACACACUCACCCAAAUGCCCCAAGGAGAGCAGUUUAAGUUCCGUGUAAUGGCUUGCAACGCUGGGGGACCUGGAGAACCAGCUGAGGUCCCUGGAAUGGUCACUGUGACAGAAAUGCUUGAAAAACCUGACCAUGAACUGGAAGCCAAGUACAAAGAUGUCCUUGUCGUCAGAUAUGGCGGUGUUAUCAAACUCUCAGUACCCAUCAAGGGUAAACCAGUCCCUACAUGCAAGUGGACAAAGGAAAGUGCUGCCGUGCCUGAGAAAGCCAUGAUUGCUUCUAAUGAUGAUUGCACUGAGCUGGUUAUCAAGGGAGCAGAAAGAACCGACUCUGGUACUUAUGACCUGCAGCUUGAGAAUAUGUGUGGCAAGAAGUCUGUUCACAUCAAAGUGAAGGUUAUCGGCCGUCCAGCUGCUCCAGAGGGACCACUUAGAUUCGAAGACAUACUGGCACAAUCUGUUAAGUUGACCUGGAAGGCUCCUUUAGAUGAUGGUGGUUCUGAAAUCCUUGGUUACAUUGUUGAGAGACAGCAGGUUCCCAAAACAGCCUGGUACACUGUAGAUACCAGAGUGACAGAUACAUCUUUGGUUGUGAAGGGACUCAAGGAGGGACAACAGUAUAAUUUCAAGGUGACAGCUGAAAAUACAUUCGGUAUCAGCGGAUCUCUGAAGUCAACGGAACCCCUCGUACCAAAGACUCCUCUCUGUCCCCCAGAGACAUCUAGCAUCCCACCAGAGGUUAUGGAUGUCACUAAGAGCUCAGCAUCUCUGUCAUGGUCGAGACCUAAGGAUGACGGUGGCUCUGCCAUUACUGGAUACUUUGUUGAGUACAAAGAAGUAUCCUCUGAAACAUGGGUUCGUCAUGAGAAGAAGGUUGUUUCGACACAGUUUACUGUCCCUGGACUCACUGCUGACGCAGAGUACCAGUUCCGUGUUAUUGCUCAAAAUAAUAUUGGGGACAGCGAACCAGGACCUGCAUCUGAACCUGUCACAUGCAAAGAUCCAUUUGACAAACCAAGCCAGCCAGGUGAGAUUGACACAGUUACUGUCACAAAGGAUGCUGUCACCAUUAAGUGGACGGCACCAGCAUGUGAUGGUGGAAAAGCGAUCCUUGGAUAUUGGGUUGAAUGCAGGAAAUCGGCAGAAGCUACCUGGGUGAAAUGCAACAAGACACGCACCAAGGAGAAAGAGUUCACCGUGACUGGUUUGGCUGAGUCCACUGAGUAUGAGUUCAGAGUGAUGGCUGAGAAUGAGACCGGCAUCAGCAGACCACGCAGAACAGCCACAUGCAUCAAGACAAAACUAGGUGCUGGAACUCAACCAAGCCUGAGGAAAGAAAUGGAUGAAGUUACCACUAAAUUAUACCAACCCGCAGUUAUGAAAUGCCAGAUUAUUGGUAGACCUGUUCCCGAUAUCAAAUGGUAUAAAUCUGGCAAGGAGAUUAUUGAGUCUCGCAAAUAUGAGAUGAGCUCUGAUGGUCGUAACCAUUCACUAACCAUUAUGACUGACCAGCAAGAGGAUGAAGGAGAAUACACAUGCAAGGCAAUCAACGACGUAGGUGAGGCAGAGACCAGUGGUGUUCUGGUUUUGGAAACUGCUCCACAGUUCAAUCCUGACAUCCCAUUGAAGGAUAUCUACUAUGCUGAAAGUGGCACCACACUGCGAAUGCACGUUGCCUACAUUGGACGUCCUGAGCCUAAGAUCAUGUGGCUUUAUGGAGCUACAACUUUAGUGGCUUCUGAGAACAUCAGCAUUGAAAACACAGAGUAUUACACUCACUUGGUGAUCAAGAAUGUGCAACGCAGGUUACAUGGAGGAAAAUACAGAGUCAGACUUCACAAUCACUUUGGCAGAUCUGAAACUGUCAUCAAUGUUGAAAUCCAAGAUAAACCUGCCAUACCUGAAGGUCCCAUUAUACUUGAUGCCCUGUUGAAGAACUCUGUGAUUAUUAGCUGGAAACCACCAAAGGAUGAUGGUGGAUCAAUGAUCACAAACUACAUUGUUGAGAAACGUGAAGACAAGGAGGGUGAUGAAUGGACACUUGUGUCCUCAUCCGUCACAGGAACAAACUGCCGCAUUGCCAACCUUGUUGUAAAUGCUGGGUACUUCUUCCGUGUGUAUGCUCAAAAUCGUUACGGCAACAGUGAGCCACUGGAGAUCCCCACUCCCAUCCUUAUCAAGAGUUCAAUGGAUAAACCCUCACCACCACUGCAGCCAGUGGCUUCUGGUGUGACCAACACUUCUUGUGUUGUGUCUUGGAAGCCUCCUCUCUCUGAUGGUGGCUCCAAGAUCAAGAGUUACUGCCUUGAGAUGAAGCAAAAGAAGGGUGAAUGGACACCUGUCACUUCUGAUGAAAUCAAAACCACAGUCUUCUCUGUAAAACACCUUACAGAGGGUUGUGAAUAUAUCUUCCGUGUGAACUGUGAAAACCUUGGAGGAGUUAGUGACUGGAGUGUGGAAUCUGCACCAGUCGUUCCAAAGAUGCCUGUUGAUGUCCGUGCUCCUGCCUUCAAGGAAGAACUGAGGAACAUGAGUGUCAAAUACAAGAGCAACGCCACCUUUGUUUGCAAGAUCUCAGGACAACCCAAGCCUGUUAUUAAAUGGUUCAGACGUGGGAAAGAGAUCCAGUCUGAUGGAAAGAAACUGAAGAUUCAAGAGUUCAAGGGAGGCUAUCACCAACUGGUUGUAUAUGCUGCUGAUGAGGAAGACUCCACUGUCUACCAAAUCAGAGCAACCAACCAGGGAGGAUCCAUCUGCGCCACUGUCUCUCUGGAUGUUGAAAUUCCGGCUAAGAUUAACCUGCCUAAGAAUCUGAAGGAUAAAGAAGCAAUCCCAGCCCUGCGUGGAGAGAUUGUGAAUAUCAAGAUUCCAUUUAGUGGCAAACCCGAUCCAGUCAUCACCUGGCAGAAGGGUCAAGAUCUCAUCGAUAACAAUGGAUACUACCAAGUCAUUGUCACAAGGUCAUUCACAUCGCUUGUGUUCCCCAAUGGAGUUGAUAGGAAGGAUGCUGGAUUCUACAUUGUUUGUGCAAAGAAUAGAUUUGGCAUUGACCAACAGACAGUAGAACUGGAUGUUGCAGAUGUGCCUGACCCACCACGUGGUAUCAAAGCAAGUGAUGUAUCAAGAGACUCAGUCUGUCUGAAUUGGCAAGUACCUGCUAAUGAUGGUGGAAGCAGAGUAAUCUCCUAUGUUGUGGAAAAAUGUCCCACAACAGCUGACAGAUGGGAACGUGUUGCCCAGACUCGGGAUACUCGCUACACCGUCAUCAAUUUGUUUGGAGGAACCAGCUACCAGUUCAGAGUCAUAGCAGAGAACAAAUUCGGUCAAAGUAAACCAUCUGAACCAAGUGGUCCAGUUACAACAAAGGAGGACAAAUCAAGAGUACUUGGCUAUGACAGUGAGGUUAGUGACAGAGAUGUGCCCAAGCAAAAGGCUCCUCAUUCAAGUGCCGAGAAUGUACAUACCAAGUACAUGAUUGCUGAGGAGCUGGGCCGUGGUCAGUUUGGUAUUGUUCAUCGGUGUGUUGAGACAAGCUCUAAGAGGACAUACAUGGCCAAAUUCGUGAAGGUGAAAGGUGCAGAUCAAGCAAUAAUCAAGAAAGAAAUUGCAACACUGAACCUAGCCAGACAUAACAACUUCUUAUGUCUCCAUGAGUCAUUUGAUAGCUCUGAAGAAUUAGUCAUGAUCUAUGACUUUAUCUCAGGUCAAGAUAUCUUUGAACGCCUUGGCACAGCUGACUUUGAGCUGAAUGAGCGUGAAAUCGCCAACUACAUUAGACAAGUAUGUGAAGCACUUGCAUUCUUACACAAUGAGAGCUUUGGUCACUUUGACAUCAGGCCUGAGAAUAUUGUGUACACAACAAGAACAGGCAGUAAAGUCAAGAUUAUUGAGUUGGGACAGGCAAGACACCUAACUCCUGGGGACCAGAUGAAGGUCCAGUUCACAACAGCUGAGUAUGCUGCUCCUGAGAUCCACCAAAAUGACAUGGUCAGCACAGUGACUGACAUGUGGUCAGUUGGUGUCCUAGUCUAUGUCCUUCUCAGUGGACUCAAUCCAUUCACUGCCGAAACUCAUCAGCAGAUGAUUGACAACAUCUCAAAUGCUGAGUACAGUUACGACGACGAAACCUUCAAGGUGCCGACUGUUGAAGCAUUAGACUUUAUCAACCGCCUUCUCACCAAGGAGCGCAAGCACCGUAUGUCUGCUGCCCAGGCCUUGGAACAUCCUUGGCUGAAGAUGCCAGCAGAAGAACUCAGCACUACAGCAAUAUCAACCACAAGGCAUAAGAGGUACUACCAGGCCAUGGCAAAGAAAGAAUGGGCCACUGUUGUCUCAGGAGCAAGAGUUGCUGGCGGCGGUGCGAUCAGAGCACAGAGAGGUGUCACAGUUGCCAAAGUAAAGAUUGCACCAUUUGAACAUGGCCCAAUUGGGGGUCAAAUCAUUAAUACAGUAGUAGAUUUGGGAGCAGAUGUCAAAUUUACCUGCAACAUUGACAACUACGACAGCGCCACAGAGGUAACAUGGUACUAUGGUGUGCGUCAACUAGAGGCAAGUGACAAGUAUGAAAUCGAAUAUGAGGAUGGUCUGGCCAGCAUAUGCAUCAAGGGAGUCACCAAAGCAGAUGACGGCACCUAUAGAUGCAAGAUUGUCAAUGAGUAUGGUGAGGACAGUGUCUAUGGCGAGCUCUUCAUUAAUGGAGUCAGAUCAUACCGCAAGCAUUUCACAGCCCGUGUGGUGAAGAAGGUGAAACGUAGAGUGGAUACAGCUAGACUGCUCCAGAAACCACCAGAGUUCACUCUACCCCUGUUUAACCAUUCAGCCUACAUCGGAGAAGAUGUUCGCUUUGGUGUGACUAUCACAGUGCACCCUGAACCACGUGUUACAUGGUACAAAUCUGGACAAAAGAUCAGUCCUGAUGAUGAUGACAAAAAGUACACUUUCAUAACUGACAAGGGUCUUUAUCAAUUAGUGAUUCACUCUGUUGAUGCUGAUGAUGAUGCAGAGUACUCAGUUUUGGCCCGUAACAGAUUUGGUGAUGAUAGCUGUAAGGCACGUCUGACUGUGACACCUCGCCCAGCACCAGCAGAUACUAGCUUAAGGCCCAUGUUUAAACGGCUCCUGGCAAACGUGGAGUGUAGAGAAGGCCAAAAUGCACGCUUUGAAAUCCGAGUGUCAGGACUCCCCACUCUGAAGUGGGAGAAGGAUGGCAUGCCAUUGGCAUUUGGUCCACAAAUUGAAGUGGUGCAUGAAGGUCUAGAUUACUUUGUACUACAUGUAAAAGAUACUCUACCUGAAGACUCCGGCUGUUACAGAGUUACUGCCACCAACUCUGCUGGAUCUGCCAGUUGUCAAGCCAUUCUCAAGGUAGAUCGUGUCACCCAUGUGAAGAAAGUUUACGAGAGUGAUAAAGACAAAAAGAAACAAGCAGAGAAAGAAGAAAUAGACAAAAAGGUCAGAUUAUCUCAGAUCAUGGCUGGAACUGAUGUUAUGCCACUUCCUUCUAUAGCACAACAAGCUUUGCGAGAAGCCGCAUUGCUGUGCAAACCAGUAGGGGCCAAGAAGGACAGAACUGAAGCAGAAGAUAAGAAACGGGCAGAAGAAAGGGCGAAGAGAGCAGAGGAGAAGAGACUUCGUAUGCCCUACGAUGUUCCCCAACCUCGUGUACGUGGUCCAACCGCUCUUUUGGAAGACAUGGAAAUCAAACACUACGUACCUUGCUCUGAUAUGAAAUGGUACAAAAAACUCCGUGAUCAAUAUGAGUUCCCUGAACCAAUGGAAAAGAUUUCACAGAAGAGACUGAAACGCAUCCGACUUUCCAGGUGGGAUCAGUUCUAUGAAGUCCCUCUGCCAAGAAUCAAGGAAUCUUACAAGCCAAAGUGGCGCCUUCCACAAGUUUCACAAGAUGACUUGGAGACAGUCAGACCUUCAAGGCAGCGCACUCCUUCUCCUGAAUUAGAAGCAUAUCACAAAAUCAGAAGACGAUCUCUUGGUGAUCUUUCAGAUGAGGAGCUUCUCCUGCCAAUCAAUGAAUAUCUAGCAAUGAAGAGAACUGAGGAGGCAAGACUUCAGCUUGAGGAAGAACUUGAACUUGGCUACUCUGCCUCCCCACCAAGCCUUAGUCCUGUGCGCUUUGAAUUAGGUGUGCUGCGCCACACUUCACCAAAACACACUGUCUAUGAAGGAGAGGAAGAGGUUGAAGAGGUUAAAGUAUAUGACAAAUAUCGUAUUCCCUCCAAGUUUGAGGCCGGUCCAAGCUAUGUUGACCUUCGGCAACGCCAUGACAAGGCUACAUUCAGACCUCCAAGAGAAAGCCAAAGGGUGUUUGAGGAGAGGGAGGAUCAAGAGAUGCUGAGAAAUGUGAAAACAACUCAAAGAAUAACUGGUUACAAGAGUGAAUUGAAACGCAUAGAGUUUGAAGAAAAAACUAAAACCCUCAAAAAAGAGAGAACUACAACUUCCCAUGUGUCAACCUAUGUGGCAACUAAAACUGAGGGGAGACGAUCACCAACCCCUGAAAGAACCCGUCCACGAUCCCCUAGUCCUGAUGUUACUGCCAGAUCUGCCUCCAGGUCCAAGGUGGAGACCAUCCAGGUGGCCAAAGUUGACCAUCUGGCCAGGUAUGAGUCAAGAAAAGCUGUUCUGAGAUCCGAGAGGAGAUCAGUAGAAAGGAAGGAGGUUGUAAGUAUGCAGCCCUUCAGCCUCGACCAUACACCACGAGUUACUGUGAGGAUGCGUUCCCACCGUGUGCCAUACGGUCAACAUGCCAAAUUUACACUCAACGUCCAAUCAAAGCCAACCGCUGAAGUGAAAUGGUACCAUAAUGGACAACUGAUAACAGAGAGUAGGAAGUACUCUAUGUCCAACCUAAGUGGAGUUUUGUAUCUUCAGAUUCUUGACUGUACUACAGAGGAUAGUGGCACCUACCGUGUCGUCUGUACUAACACAAUGGGAGAAUGCUCAGACUAUGCCACUCUGUAUGUCGCAGGCAUGGGGGAGUAUUCUAGCUAUAUGUCACCUCGCGAAGAUGAGGAACCACCAGCUCUUCCUGUGGCAACCAAAAAAGGUGCUUACCAGAUAUCCUCCUCCAAGACUGUAAAGACAGUUGAAACACAUGAAACACAUGUGGAGUCCAGCACCUUCGUAAAAAAGAAGACUACUCUACCUGCAACUAUCCUGACAAAACCACAAUCCCUUACAGUAAAUGAGGGAGAGUCGGCCAGGUUUGCAUGUGAUUUUGAUGGUGAACCUGUGCCAACCGUGACCUGGAUGUAUGAGGGACAAAUUAUCAGAUCAUCUGUUCGCCACUGUAUCAGUAUAGAACAGUACAAGACUUCAUUUGAAAUCAGCUCUGUUGAGUUGUCAGACGAAGGCAACUACUCAAUUGUGGUAGAGAACUCUGAGGGUAGCCAAGAGGCUUUCUUCAGCUUAACCAUCCGCCGAUUGAAGGCCAAAGAAGAGGCUUCUUCAAAAGUGACACACUCAGAUGAAGAGCCGACAAUGCAUUCCCCCAGUCCAGUCAAAUCUCCAUCUAGAGUGAAGUCUCCUGAAUCAGUCAGCUCCCCACGGAGAGUCAAGUCCCCGACAAGCCCUACACCUACAUCAUCCACUCGAAAAGUCUCCCUCAAAAGCAAGCCUUCCAUUUCAUCUGGUCUUCAGGAUGUGACCGCAUCUGCCAACUCCAUCGUCAAGCUGACCGUGAAAAUGACUGGAGAUCCUAAACCUGAGAUCUCAUGGAUGAAGGAUGGAAAACUUCUCAUUCAGGGUGGAAAAUAUUUAAUUUAUGAAGAGCAUGAUUUGGCACAACUUCAAAUCUAUGAUUCUGAGGCUUCUGACAGUGGAGUUUACAAAUGCACAGUUACCAAUAGUGCUGGGUCAUCAUCCACAAGCUGUGUUGUCUCAAUUCAAGCCUCAAACAAAACUAAAACACUUGCAACAAAAACAGAAGUCUCUGAGCAAGUUAUGAAAAAGGAAAUUAUCUACGGUGAUGUUGAACCUUGCACAGAGACGAAGGCUUCCCAUGCACAAGUGGCCAUGACUGAAGGUCAGUCUCUCACCCUGAGAGCCAACAUCCCCGGAGCCUCAGAUAUCAGAUGGAUCCUGAACGGAAUGGAACUAGCCAACUCAGAGGACUACAGAUACGGUGUGUCUGGAAACUACCAUAUUAUGACGAUCAAAAAGGUCAGCCAGUACGAGCAGGGUGUCAUCACAUGUGAAGCCAAAACCGAGCAAGGCCUAGUUAAGUGCCAGUUUGACACCACCGUCGCUUCAGCUCAAUCAGGCGCACCGUCAUUCCUGCUGCAGCCACGCUCUCAGAAUGUCAACCAAGGGCAGAACGUUAUGUUCACAUGUGAAAUUGCCGGAGAGCCAGCCCCUGAAAUUGAGUGGCUUAAGGACAACAUCAUGGUGUCUGUGACUUCAAACAUGAAACUUAGCCGUUCAAAAAAUGUAUACACUCUGGAGAUUUUUGAGGCCACAGUUGCAGACAGUGGCAAAUACACCAUCAAAGCCAAAAACAAAUAUGGACAAUGCUCUGCAACAUCAUCUCUCAACGUCUUCACUCUUGUUGAAGAACCUGCCAAAAUGGUUGUAAUGGAGCAAAGUCCAACUGCUGCCAGCUUGCACUUGGACAGUUUCUCUGCCUCAUCAGUAAAUAUAGCAGGGGCAUCAAUGGUUAAAGCCUCAAUGAUGCAGGAAAGCUCUUUCCAAAGCAAAUUUAAAAGCAUGUCUGCUGCUAGCAUGUCCACCAUGACAUCUGAAUCAGUGGUAUCCAUAAGCUCCAGCUCAAGGUCAAGUGAAAUGAUGUCAAGUCAUGCUAUUUCAAAGUCACUUCAUGGCUCCUCAAUGAGUGCUCUUACCCGUGGUGGUGGUGGUAAAGCUCCCAAAAUUGAAUCUUUCCCUGAGGACAUCAGCAUUGAGCGAGGGAGGAAUUUAAGCUUGUCCUGUGCUUUCUCUGGAGAUCCAACACCUGCUGUUGAGUGGAUCUGCUCAGGGAAGAAGUGUGAUGAAGAGAGUGACCGGUUCCACAUUGAUACCACAGAGGACCUUACCACCCUUGUUAUCCCCUGUGUGAAGGAGGAUGAUGCCGGAGCGUACACUCUCAAACUGUCCAAUGAACUUGGAUCUGCCAUGGCAACUGUCAAUAUUCAUAUUCGAUCUAUGUAAAAAAACACUGAAAACGUAAACAAAUCAUUUCUAACCCAUUUUCCCUCCUCCAGUACCUUUUUAUUUAUUGAAUUAGCAAAAAUUAUCUUUUCUUGAUAAAGACCUGGAUUUCUGUUCUUGUAAAUAUGAACUAUUUUUAUACCAAACUUGACAUUAAUUUAUGCCAAACUAGACUAAAGUCUAAAGUUGUUAUAAAAUGUGCCAUAUUGGAUAAUUAUGACUAGGAUUUUUGAACCACUUUUCUGUGACAUGUACAUAAUGUAUAUAGCCGAAUUUAACGGUUAUGGAAAAUGUAUGCAUUGUUAUUUAUGACAAUAUUAACUGAAACAAAAGGAACAAUGUUUUAACAGGAGAAAGUUUCACAUGAAACGAAUACCCUGAAAAACGUGAAACUUAACUCUGUGCCUCAACAAAAAGUUGAAGUCUUAAGAUUGCCUCAACAGGUAGAGAGGCUCCCUGUUGAAGUUUAUACUAAAUCAGAGAAAGACAAUGUUAUGCACCAUGCAUCUGUGUGUGCAAUAUUACAAAUACUCAUAUGAAUUGUAACAUGAUCAUAAGACCCUGAGUGCUGUUUGCAAAUACCCUCAUGUAAGCAGCACAACUAGGUCUUGUGUUCAGACUGACUAUGUCAUACCACCAUUUUAAUGACAUGCUCAAAGUGCGAGCGGCCUGCACUUUGUGCGCUAUUUUUAUGUGCACUGUUUCUGGCCAUGGACAGUUGAAUUUAAUUUUUAAAAUGUAACAUCACCUGGCCAUUAAAAUAAAAGUAAAUUCAAGUACUUCAUUGCAGAAGCAGUGCCACCUCAUGGAGGAUUGCUGUGUGUGUGUGAGUGUGUUGUAGGUUUAGAAUUUCACCUUGUCAGUAGUCAGGGUAACCAUCAAGUGAAUGUACCAUGGUGACGCCAUCUGCCGUGAAACAAAGAUCGCAAAAAGCAUUAGUAAUAAUGCCCUGCACUUUGAUUGAACUGAGUCUAUUGAUGUAGAAUUACUACUAUCUUCAUCCUCCUCGAGUUUUAUGUUACUGAUUUAAUAAAGCAUGAUUUCAGCACUAAUGAAUUA
Molecule: messenger RNA, 81107 nt
Organism: Esox lucius (northern pike)
Lineage: Eukaryota; Metazoa; Chordata; Actinopteri; Esociformes; Esocidae
Gene: ttn.1
Product: titin, tandem duplicate 1
Exons: 204
Coding region: 225-80048 (26607 amino acids)
Biological process (GO): protein phosphorylation
Molecular function (GO): protein binding; protein kinase activity; ATP binding
Source: RefSeq, a predicted model, not a curated record